Molecule: messenger RNA, 46748 nt
Organism: Podarcis lilfordi (Lilford's wall lizard)
Lineage: Eukaryota; Metazoa; Chordata; Lepidosauria; Squamata; Lacertidae
Source: the annotation of a GenBank genome assembly
AGCAUUUGGAGUGGGAAGAGGAGGGAGAUGCUGGUGAUGGCAGGAGGAGGUCAUUCCUUGGGUCUGCUUGCCCCCCUCUUGCGCUGUCUGGUGGGUUUCUUGCUCCUCUGUUCCCCAGUAUGGACCCUGAACUUGGAUGCAAGUUCACCAACAGUGUACUCUGGGCCCAACGGAAGCUAUUUUGGGUUUGCCUUGGAUUUCUACCGGGACAGCAAAGGCAGGUAGGACAGCACUGGGCAUGCCGUGAGGGAGUGGUGCACUAACAGGACCUCAGGAGGUGGACAACGGGGACUUGGAAGAUGACAACAGAUGUCUUGGGAAAGGCCAACAGCCUGUUUGGCUGGCAAGAUGCACGACAGCAGUGCAUGAGGCUAUUAUCCAUUGAACCUUGACUGGGUGCAGGCACUAUAAGAUGUUCAUACUUAAAUGGUAUAUUAGACAAGGUCUACAGAGCUCUACAGGGACAUGGGUGGCGCUGUGGGUUAAACCACAGAGCCUAGGGCUUGCCAAUCAGAAGGUCGGCCGUUCAAAUCCCCGCAACGGGGUGAGCUCCUGUUGCUCGGUCCCUGCUCCUGCCAACCUAGCAGUUCGAAAGCACAUCAAAGUGCAAGUAGAUAAAUAGGUACCACUCCGCUGGGAAGGUAAACGGUGUUUCCGUGUGCUUCUCUAGUUCGCCAGAAGCGGCUUAGUCAUGCUGGCCACAUGACCCAGAAGCUGUACGUCGGCCACAACUGGACCUAAUGGUCAGGGGUCCCUUUACAGAGCUCUACAGCAGGAGUCUAAACAAAGGCCUGGGGCAGGGGUUGUACUAGUUCAAGAGUGCCAAGGCUGUGUCACUGCUGGACGGCGGGAGAGGGUGCAAUAAAUUCACUAUUCCCAGAUGCAGCACAAUACUCAUCCUAAUAUUAACAUCUGGCAGCCAGAGAUAUCCCGUCUUCAAACAGAUGCAUCAGGAGCAGCAUGGAAAGGGUGAAAAGGGAAGGGCUGGUCAUUCUUAAAAUUCAGUAAUUGGAUGGGGGGAAUUUAGCAGUUUGCCCAAGAUGAGGCAAUAGGAACAGCAUUUGUUCAAUCAUAAUUUGCAACCUGGCAUGACCAUUGAUCAGGGAUGAUGGGAGUUGUAGUCCCAGAACAACUGAAGAGCCAUAGGUUCUUCAUCUCUGCCACAGAAUGUUAAUAACGGCUGCUGGUAUGUGUGGCUUUUUAAAUACAGUGGUGCCUUGCAAGACGAAAUUAAUUCGUUCUGCGAGUUUUUUCGUCUUGCGGUUUUUUUCGUCUUGCGAAGCAUGGUGUCGGAAAAGUUUUGGAAAAGCUUCAAAAAUCACCAAAGUCUUCAAAAACCUCAAAAAAGGCUACCACACCGCGUGCUAUGAGUUGCUCCUCGAAGUCAAGUCGCAACUGUAUUAACGGUUUUAAGAAAAGGAAACAAACUUGCAAGACGUUUCCGUCUUGCGAAGCAAGCCCAUAGGGAAAAUCGUCUUGCGAAGCAACUCAAAAAACCAAAAACCCUUUCGUUUUGCGAGUUUUCCGUCUUGCGAGGCAUUCGUCUUGCGAGGUACCACUGUACAGCAUAUCUGGUACUUGCAAAAUAAAAGCCUUUCCUAAGUGAGAUGUAAGUUCAGUUUCAGGAGGUUGAACCAGGUUAUUUUUCGAUCAGAAAUUCACACAUCCAGUUACUUAAAAAAAUUGGCGGGUUGGAGCUAGAUUUGUGGUUCCGUAAGUGUACGUGCCCAAGCAAAGGACUAGUGCAAGACCCUUGUGGUCCAGCUGGGCUGAGCAGCCCAGGCUACUGCAGAGGCUUGUAAAACAUUCCUAGCAGGGAGAUUCUUCCAACUGGUGGUUUGCCACAUGAGGCCGCUGUGCACAAACAUUUGUGAUUCUGUCCCUAGUAGGGAAGGUGAAGAGGGUCAGAGAUAGGAAACUGACAGCAGGGAUGAGGUGUACCUGUAGUUGGCUCUGCCAGUUACUGGCUCCACCCGCUGUUGGCUCCCUGCCUUGUAUCCUACCAGUCCCAGACUGACCUUUUUUUCCACCCUAGCAUGAAUGUGGUGGUUGGUGCCCCACAGGCCAACAGCUCGCAAACUGGUGUGACGGAGGCGGGUGCUGUCUAUCUGUGUCCCUGGGCGCCUGGUGGCAGUGCCUGCGCCCCCAUUCAGUUUGAUACCAAAGGUGAGUGAUCCCCCAUGAUUUUGGGGUCAUUAUAGGGUCUAUACAAGCAGGAAAGGGCAGUCUCACUCAAAAUGUCAGCAGGUGAAGAUUUGCCCAUAAUUGUGUAUCCAUAGUAGAAAAGGUGACCUUGUUUAAUUUGUGCCAUCCACAAUGGUGCGAGGCAUCAUUCACUUUGUUUCUUUACCUGUAUUUCUUGUUGCAAGCUGCUCCUGUCAAAAAAAGAACUUAUCUGUUCAGCAGGGACUGGGAAGAUGCAGGAAAUGCCUCACAUUCCUUCCUUCUGAUUACUUAGCAGCAGUGUUAAAUGCCGAAGCAUCCUUUUUUUAAAAAAAAAUAAUUAUUGGAUAAUAACAACAUUUAUUUUGUUAUUUAUUUAAAUUUAUUGGAUAAUAACAAAAACCACAAAGCAGAAUAACACACAAAAACAGAAAAAAUAAAAAUACAUCAAUGAACAAAAAAAGGAACAAUAAACAGAUAAAAAAUAACAACAAACUUAAUUCUUUACAAAUCCAACCUUUGAAACAUCUUGGUUGACUUCCUCUAGUCCCUCCCUUCUGAGUUUCCUUGUAGUUGAAAGUAACAGCUUUCCAAUAUCAUUAUUGAACUAAAACAAUUUCUAAUUAUAGUCCAUCUUGUUCACAUUUCUUAAUAUUCUAAAUCCCAUUUAUUUAAUUAUAACUUAGUUUAAUCCUAGGCCUAUUUGUUUCUUUCAAGUAAUUUCUAAUUUUGUAUAUUACAAUAUUUAUUCAAAUAGUCCUUAAAUUUCCUGCCUAAGCAUCCUUAACAAGAGCAGUGCCUCUUUAUGUGCCUAAUAAGCCUUAGAAUGUUGCCUCCAUGCUUCGGCUAUCCAACUUUCUUAAUAGAUUUCUGAAUGAUUUACUUUUUUACAUGAAAGCUAAGAGUCCAGGCCCCCUUUUAUGUAUGGGGGUGGCCGAACAGGAAUGAAGAUAAAUAUGGACUAGGAGUCAUUACCCCAAAUGAACUUAAUUCACCUGGCAACCAUUUUCAGAGAUGUCUUGCAUUUCAGUGAUGUUCAACUGAACAUUCCAAGCACUGGUCUCACUGCCAGCAUCAGUAGCACUUGUAGGGCAUGCGCAUGUGUGAGCCAGUCCCAAUAUGAGGAGGAAACUCUUCAUGGAAUCACUGUAUGUGUGGAUGUGGCUAACAUCUGCAACUGCAACCUCAGUUUAAACUGAGGCAGGUAGGAGUUGUGAUCACAGAUAAAGGCAAUGUUGUCAUGUACAGGGAUGGUUCACGCAGCUUUCGUGAGAUCAGCGAGCAACCCCAGUGACAGUGCAUCAUGCAUGCCUGUCUUACACAUGUGUGGCUACUGCCACCACUCUGAACUUGCCCUGCAAGAUCCAUCCCCUACAAACCUUCAUGGCCUAGGACCCUCGUACCUACGCGACCACCUCUCCCAGUAUGCCCCACAGAGAGCCUCAAGCGCCAUAAAUAGCAACCCCCUAGUGGUCCCGGGCCCUAAGGAAGUUAGAUUGGCUUCAACCAGAGCCAGGGCCUUUUCAGCUCUGGCUCCGGCCUGGUGGAACGCUCUGCCUCAUGAGACCAGGACCCUGUGGGAUCUGAUUUCUUUCCGCAGGGCCUGUAAGACAGAGUUGUUCCGCCUGGCCUUUGGCUUGGAGCCAAUUUGAUUCCCUUCUCCUCUUUCUUUUUUCUUUUUCCUUUCUCCUCCUGUGAUGAGGCUGCAUUUUAAUAUUUUAAUGUUUCAGUAUUUUAAUGUUGUAUUUUAAUCUUGUUUUUAAUUUGUAUUAAUUCAACUUGUUUUUAUUAUUGCUAGUUAGCCGCCCUGAGCCCAGCCUUGGCUGGGGAGGGCGGGGUAUAAAUAAAAAUUAUUAUUAUUAUUAUUAUUAUUAUCCCAAAAGGAGAUGGAAAAUGAUGCUUGUGGUGGGGAGCCAUGUGAGAUUUGGGGGUGAGAAAAUUGGGGGCCAAGGAUGAGAUCCCGGCUGAGUCAUGAACUUGAGGUGGGCCGGGGAGAAAUCGGAGCUACUUGGAGGUGGGCAUCUGAUGAGAUGUGAGGAAAGAGCUAAUGGCAUCUUGCCUGCAUGUACAAACCUGCAGUCAGACUGACUACUCAUGGAUGGCAUGUGGCUGAGGGGGGUGAUAUGGUGGGUCAGUAGCUUCUGCCUUCAAAUCUGACUCCUCUCUUCCUUCUCCUAUGCCGCUGCUGGCCAGGUGAUGAGGUUGAACAGCUGCACGGAGUGGUUGUGAAAACCUUCAAGACUAAACAAUGGUUCGGAGCUUCUGUGAGCACCUGGAAAGACACCAUCGUGGUGGGUACAAUAAACAGACCGUCUUAGAGAAGCUUCAGAAGCAGAAAGGGGUGGAAUUAAAUCGAGCCUCUCUGCAAACAAACCAGAAGGGACGCUCAAUAAACUUUAGAUGUUGUACAGAAUCCCCACAAACUUUGUGCAGGCAAAUCGGGACGAAUACUCAAUAAACGGGUCGCCUGGAAUCAGCUUAUAAUUGUUGGAAGAGCAACAGCAGGGCUCUUCCUAUUAAUAAACUAUGGGUUAAAGCUGGCUAAUUAUGUUAAGAGUUAGUCAACUAGCCAAGGGGUGGGAGGAGGUGUUGCUUAGCAACCAGGCAGAGUGGCAUGAUCACUGAGGGAGCACAUGCUCUGAUUGGCUGGUUAGUUCUGAGGCAAUUUGGCCUGACGUAAGAAAGCCAAAUCGUCUCUGUUCCUUUCUCCUCAAAUUAUGCACCAUUCUUUAAUUCAGUUUUGCUUAGUAUGGUGUUAACAAGACUUUUUAUCUCUGGACGCAUUAUUUAAGCGACUCUGCUAACAAUAAUUUCAACAGACGCAAUACAUCUCACUAUAAUGAGGAAGACUUGUGACCAGAAAAACCUGUCUGCUUUGUUCAGUCUGCUGCCCAGAUGUUAAGUGUUGAUGGGCAGCUUAAAGGCCCCUGCUCUCCCUCCUUAAUAUUUUUCAGCCUUAAACAGCAGCCCUUCAGAGGACACCUUCAAAAGUCAGAGAGUCCUUUGAUAGCCUUUUAAAUAUAAAUAUAAGUAGGGUGAACAGCCAACAAUCCUCUGCAAUUAUGAGGUUGUCCCUCCUGGAGGGGUGUGAUUGUCAUUGAUACAACAUCCUGCUCACCCCAUUUUUUCACCCUACCAGGCUUGCGCUCCUCUCCAGCACUGGAAUGCCAUUUCUGGCCAAGAGGAGGCCACAAAGACCCCCACGGGCAGCUGUUUCUUAGCCACAAGUGGCCUGCAGCGCUUUGUUGAAUUCUCGCCAUGCCGCAAUAUCCAAAUGGAAUCAUUUUACAAGUUGACAAGAUAUGGUGAGUGCAAUAUGCAGGUGGCAGGGAAUUUGCAAUAGCCGAAGCUCCAGGCCUUAAGGAGAGGGUGUGCAGAAUUUUUGCCCAGAAACUUUGCCUUUGAAUGAAUGGCACCCUUGUUUUGCUUUUCAGACCACUCUAGUCUGCUCAGAUUCCAUGUCUGGCCUCGUGUAAAUGGCUGCUGAGUGGUUUGCCCCAUGCUCCUACACGCUCAAUUGCAAACAAACAGCAUGUGUGGAUUCACUCAAGCCACAAUGGUCACAACAAUCCCUCCCCAUUCUAGAAGAAAGUUGUUUGGGUCCUUCUGAAAAACCAGAGCCUUGCAAUGUCAAAUGGAGGCUAUUCCGUUAGGGAUACCUACCUACAACCAGCACAAUUUGUCCUCGGGGGCAGUAGGAGCUAUUCCGUUAGGGAUACCUACCUACAACCAGCACAAUUUGUCCUCGGGGGCAGUAGGAAUAUAAUCCGUUAAAAACUGUUUUACAAAUCGUUUGUGCAAAUUUUAAUAAUAAAGCGUAUAGGCCCAACUUAACAUGUCAAUUUUUAUCAGCAGAGGGGAAAAUGUUAUGGAAAAGGCCAGAUUAUUUGUACUAAAUUAAUAAUAUGAAAUUAUUUUGAUAUGAAAUAUUGAUAAGUAAUUGGUGAUGUGAAUGUAUAUUUAACUUAGAUUUUCUGAUUACAUUUCAUGUUUUGGUAAGUUAAAUAUACAUGUACAUAACCAAUACCAGUGAUAAGAAAAUAAAUGUGGUAAGAAGACCAUGUUUAGGCAGCCCAGUCCGAAGUUGAAGGAGGAACGGUGGGUUUGGGUAUGGUGUCCUGGUAUGUGCGCCAAUCAGGGUUGGGGGACUUGUGGGGCUCCAAAGACCGCUGGACUACAAUUCCCAUCAUCCUUGACCUCUGGAAAUGCUUGCAGGGGCUGAUGGGAGUUGAAGUCCAGAGGGCCGCAGGCUCCCCAUCCUUGAUGUGAGGGGUCUUCCCCACACUGUUGAUUUACACCCAGUUGAUUUACAUUGCUUUUCUGUUUCUUUGCCUUCAAUCAGCAAACGACCACCGCUACUGUGAGGUUGGAUUCAGCUCUGCCAUCUCUGAUGUGAGUUUUGGGAGGGAAAGGGGCAUGGCCCCAAGAAGCAUGGCUCCCCACACCUGAGACACAAUUUCCAGAGUGAUUUAACAAUCAAUCCCUCUUCACAGAGAAUUCUGGGAACCAGAGCUCUGUGAAGGGAAUAGGGGUCUCCCAAAAACUCCCAGCACCCUUAACAAACACAAAGUCCCAGAAUUAUUUGGGGGAAACCAUGACUUUUUAAAGUGGUGGUUGUUGUUGUUGUUUAGUUGUUUAGUCGUGUCCGACUCUUCAUGACCCCAUGGACCAGAGCACGCCAGGCACUCCUGUCUUCCACUGCCUCCCACAGUUUGGUCAAACUCAUGUUUGUAGCUUUGAGAACACUGUCCAACCAUCUUAUCCUCUGUCGUCCCCUUCUCCUUGUGCCCUCCAUCUUUCCCAACAUCAGGGUCUUUUCCAGGGAGUCUUCUCUUCUCAUGAGGUGGCCAAAGUAUUGGAGCCUCUGCUUCACGAUCUGUCCUUCCAGUGAGCACUCAGGGCUGAUUUCUUUAAGAAUGGAUAGGUUUGAUCUUCUUGCAGUCCAUGGGACUCUCAAGAGUCUCCUCCAGCACCAUAAUUCUAAAGUGUCAAUUCUUUGGCGAUCAGCCUUCUUUAUGGUCCAGCUCUCAUUUUAAAGUGGUACCAUAGUGCUUUAAAUGUAUGGUGUGAACGAGGCCUUAGUCAUCACUGGAAUUGCCAACAUAGCUCAGUGGGGGAAAACCAGCUGUAAAGAGGCUGUGCCUAUUGUUUUAGGUUAGCGGGUAAUUGCUGAUGUCUUCUGAGUCGCAAAUAGGUGGUUUGCUCAACACACAUCUAGGCUGUGCCUUUUUGUGUGAAGCAAUCAGCUGCCAAAAUGCUGGCCGCAUGCUUCGGUGUCACACAGAAGUCAUCCUUGGGUGUGCAGAGCAAAGCAAAAACUGUUUUCCGCCUGGCAUAUAGAGGCAGAUGUUUGCUUCUCUUGUUUUGUAGAUGUAUGUGUGGAGCUGGCAUGCCACCCUCUGGGUCUCGUGGGCGGUGGGCAGCUGUUCACAGGCUUUCUUCUACUCUUGUGUGGCUGUCGUUUUGUGACUCUGACCUCCUCUCUUGUCCCCACAGUCUGGGAGACUUUUACUUGGGGCUCCUGGUGGACAUUACUUUGGAGGUAAGUGCUUUCAUUCCCUUCCCUUCCCCGCAGCAGACAAAGGACUCUCCAGAUGUUGUUGGACUACACCUCCCAUCUUCCCUGACCCUUGGCCAUGUUGGCUGGAGGUUGAUGGGAGUUCAAAUCCAGAAGCAUCUGUAGUGCCACAGGCUCUCUGCCACUGCUGAGGGAGAGAGCUCCAGGAAUAUGGGGAGGCCAGUUAAGGCUAUCAGUAGCUACGAUCCCUGAUGGAUAUGUUCUUCCUCUUUUUAAAUAAAUUUUCAUAGAGUUUGCGGAAAGGGAUAGAAAGAUUAUUAUCUAUUAUAUUUUUAUCAAAACGUUUAAAUAAAAACAAAGCAAAAAGAAAGGGGAUAGAGAAGGGAUAAAGGGGAGAAGGGAAGAGAGAGGAAAGAAAGAAAGAAAGAAAGAAAGAAAAUACAAAACUUCCAAUUCUUCAUCUGUUCACUGCAUAUAAAUGUUAUUCGACUCAGUCACUCCAACAUAGGUAAAGGUAAAGGGACCCCUGACCGUUAGGUCCAGUCGUGGGCGACUCUGGGGUUGCGGCGCUCAUCUUGCUUUAAAGGCUGAGGGAGCCAGCGUACAGCUUCCGGGUCAUGUGGCCUGCAUGACUAAGCCGCUUCUGGCGAACCAGAGCAGCGCACAGAAAUGCUGUUUACCUUCCCGCCGGAGCGGUACCUAUUUAUCUACUUGCACUUUGAGGUGCUUUCGAACUGCUAGGUUGGCAGGAGCAGGGACCGAGCAACGGGAGCUCACCCCGUCAUGGGGAUUCGAACUGCCGACCUUCUGAUCGGCAAGUCCUAGGCUUGCGCCUAGCGCCACCCACUUUCUAUAAACCAACAUUAUCUUCAGUCCUCAAACCCAAAUGUCAUUAGUUCAUUUUCUUUUUCACGCAAAGCGUCUACGAGAGGUUUCCUAUCUUCAGUAAAUGUUAGCAAUGACUUUUCUCUAAUUAAGCAGGUCGGUUUCGCCAUCUCGGCUAAGUCCACUAAUUUUAACAACCAUUCCUCCAUGGUUGGUAACGAAGAGUCCUUCCAUCUUUGUGCAUAUAAAAGUCUCACCGCCAUAAUGACAUAUUUAACAAAGCUCCUUAGUCCUUUUCUAAUUGUAUGGAUAUGUCUUUCCUCCACUGUCAGAGGCAGCAUGCUUCUGAAUACCAGUUUCUGGAAACGGCAGGAGGGGGAGUGUUGUUGCACCAGGUCCCACUUAUGGGUUUCCCUUGGGGACCCCUGGUUGACCUCUGAAAACACAGGAUGCCAGACUAGAUGGGCCACUUGCCUGACCCAGCAGGCACUUCUUAUUGGAGACUCUGAGAAAUCCAUAUUUAGGCUUUGCUUGCUAGUCUGCAUUCCCUACUAUUCAGCAGGGUGAGGCAGACCCUGUUCAGUUGACCGCUGCCCUUUUUAGCACCUGGUUUGUGGGAACAAAUGAGGGGACGCGGGUGGCCCUGUGGGUUAAACCACAGAGCCUAGGACUUGCCGAUCAGAAGGUUGGUCGUUCGAAUCCCCGUGACGGGGUGAGCUCCCGUUGCUCUGUCCCAGCUCUUGCCAACCUUGUAGUUCGAAAGCACACCAGUGCAAGUAGAUAAAUGGGUACCACUCCGGCGGGAAGGUAAACGGCGUUUCCGUGCACUGCUCUGGUUCGCCAGAAGCGGCUUAGUCAUGCUGGCCACAUGACCCAGAAGCUGUACACCGGCUCCCUCGGCCAGUAAAGCGAGAUGAGCGCCGCAACCCCAGAGUUGGCCACGACUGGACCUAAUGGUCAGGGGUCCCUUUACCUUUACCCUGUGGGAACAAGAGCACAAAUUGUUCGUCCUGCUGCCUCUGCUGCCUCACGUAGGUGGUCCCAGCCUUGCCGAGGGACUGAUGCCUCUACCUUGCUCCUCUUCCAGGUCUGAUCUAUUCAUCCAAUUUGUCCAUGGUCCUAGCAAAUGCUCCUCUCAAACAUACCCUUUUGUGGUCACUGAAUGAGCUGAAACUCACAGGUUUCACCGCCUUACACUAUGAUGAAUAUCGAGGUAAGGGGACAUGCAUCUUCAUCUGCAAACGCUGGAGGAGCCGAGGGAGAGGCAGAGCUUAUGAGAGGAGUUAAAAAGAGUUUGGGAAUAGACUAAGGAAAGAAUGCAAGGAAGGCUUUUACCCCCCAAAACCACAUCCCCUUGGGGAGAAAUCUUUUGUGGGCUGCACACCAAAAGUGGGUGAGACCCAGAGGGACCACCCUCUUCCCCUGCCCCAUACAUCUCCUGUCCAUCUCUUUCUUUGGACUUUAUCUCAAAGUUGACAAAGACUGUUCUAAAGCCCCAGCAACGGGGAGAAUGCCUGUACCUUCCCCCUUUUGAUGCUACUGUUAUUGAGGUUAUGAAUACUGCACACAUGGAAGCCGUUGGGUGAAAAAAAAUAUGACUCUCAUUUGAAAUAAAAAUUAACCAGUCCAAAAACAGGGUUCAAAAGUUUUACAUACAGAACUUAACUCCAAAACAAAUUAAAACAAAUAAAGCUACUUCCAAGUAGAUGCAUAGUUUCUUAUACUUGUCCAAGUGUAAGGCAUAAUAUUUUAGAUUGCAUAUAGCUUGCAUCCUGAGCUAAAAAUUAAAGCUCUGUCUCUUCCCCAAACAGCCUCCAGUGGCCCUAGGCUCUUUACUGGAGGACAGAGGUAAACACAUCCAUUCUCUUCAGUAGCUUAGAACAAAUUACUCACUCUACCCAAGAUGGAUGCCUGCAGAUUAGCAUAUAUAGGAUCUCUUUCAUGUGACUGAUCCCGGGGAGAUAUAGUCCCAUGAUAGAUCCCCACUAAUGAUUAACCUGUUUGGCUGUUCUUCAGCUUCAAUUUAAUUUUCCAGUCUUGCUUCACAGUAUCUAAUACAGGCACAUUCUAUAUUUAUUUUGCAUUUCAAUGUACAUUAAACAAUCAUACUUAACAACUGUUCCUUUUUCCAGGACUGCAGCUCAUAAAUGGUACCCAAGCAUACUGGCUCCCAGCAGCACCCCUUCUUCCCCAGUGGCUGACCCCGUUCCAAGUGGUUUGGGGGAAAGGUCAUCCAGAUGGGACAGAAAACACAUUUUGGGAAGGGAUGGGAAUAUAACUCAAUCAAGUUAAAAACAAAACAAAGCCUGGUGCGAAGAUGCUGCACUGGUUGUGCUUCAUCUCCUCUCGCCAUUGCCCUUCAUCUCCUCUCGCCAUUGCCCUUCCCAUUCUGGCUUGGCCCUUUGGUCCAGAACUAGCCCUUGUGGAAAGAAUUGUCUACAGAUGAGCCUCUAAGGCAGGGCUUCCAGUGUGCCCUAGAAAAGAUGAACUUUCUCUCCAAGGGGGGAAAGAAAUCUAAACUAUGUCAGUCAUGCAAACUAAGCAGACUUGCAUAUAUUAACACAUACUAUAUUAAUACAUACUUUUCAUACUUGGUUCUACUUCUGCUGCUCAUGGGUAGGAGCACAGCGAGUCCUUCUUAGCUUUGGAGAUUUUGCCAGAUGACUAAAUCUUCUCAUCCUUCCAUCCACGUAGGGUAUUCAGUGGCUUUUGGGGAGUUUAAUGAGGACCCUGAGUCGCCAGGUAAGGGAAUGAGUCUUUGCCGGGGGUGGUUUUUCGGGGUGGAGUACGGUGGGGUCUGGAGCUGAGCAAAAGUCAUCUCCUGAAAUUCUCCAUCAUUUGAAUGAAUGGCAAAAUUGGGGAGGGAAAGGAAGCCAUUAUGUCAAAUAUUCUCAGGGGGAGUAGUUCCUUGGAGGUGGGGGGUCACCAUUAGCAGUGGCAAGGCUACUUCCUUUCCCCCUCCUAAUUCUCUCCAGCCACCCUAGCUUCUGAAAGUGGCAAUUGUAUGUGGCAUCCUCAACAUCAUGGGUUGGCAAACUAAGGUCCGCAGGCCAGAUCAGGCCCAAUUGCCUUCUAAAUCCGGCCCCUGGACUGUCCGGGAAUUGCCAACACGUGGAUCACCAGCACAUGCGUUCUUUCCCUCUCUCUCCCUCCCUCUUCCUCACACAGCGACAGCAGCACCUCCUCCCUCCCUCCUCCUGGCUUCUCCCUGCCCUGCCUAGAGGAGGAAGGGGGCAGGGCUUUGUUGGUGCCAGCCCCUCUCCAGAGCCCUUUCACGUGCCACUCAUCGUACCUCCGCCGCCACCAGCCCCUGCCGCUCGCAAGACACAGGAGCCGCAGUUGGCUGAGCGCCCCUCUCAAGCGUCUGCCAUUUAAAGCAGUCCCUCUCUGGAGCCCUUUUGCACGCCGCUCGUUGUCCCUCGUUCAUCCCACCCAAAAAAUAUAGUCCGGCCCCCCACAAGGUCUGAGGGACAGUGGACCAGGCCCCUGCUGAAAAAGUUUGAGGACCCCUGCUCAACAUCCUAGCAUUGUUUAGGGUAUUGUGGGGAAAACCGGAGAGCUUCCAUUUACAUAAUAGGGGAAAUAAUUGGAGGGCAGUCAGCAGAACUGCCCCCCCCUUUAACUCUUUUCAGAAAUUUUGGCUCAGCUCUAGGGUCAACAGGGGUACAGUAGGUACCCCUGGCUUUGCGGCUUGGUUAAGCUUAACUUUGCUCAACAUAAACGACUGGCUCUUAUUGCUAGGCAUUUGAAUUGCAGCUGCAUACUGCAGACAGUAUACAUUUAAAACACAUUUAAAGCACAGUUCCCUACCCUCCCUCCUGUUAAGUUGUGGGUGAACAUAUCAGACGACACAGCGAUUCUUCAAACAGCUCUUGUUUAUUCACAGGCCAGAACAGAACUGAACUGAAGUGUUCAGUCAGCCUGCUUAUAUGGAGCUCCAGUACAACGUAACUGUAACAAUUUUCUAAAACUACCCAAUCACUGAAUGUCACUUUCGAUCCCUUAUUUGCAUAACUAUCUACAGUAUCCCUCUGCUGGCCCAGGGUGAGAACUUCAGUACACAACACCUCCCAAACAUAAUCCUGGGAACUGUAAUUUGCUAAGGGCACUGGGAAUUGUAGGUAUGUGAGGGUUAAACCCAGAACUAUUUGUCUGGGGGAGUGCCUUAUGGGGUGUUCUUAAGCCUUAGUCAUGGGCUGACUUUGUGACUUUAGUCCAAUCAGUGUCUCCCAGCCCCAGCUUUUCCAUCUGUAAAAUGGGAAUUAUACAAUUAACGUAUUUUGCCAGGCUGCUGUACAGAGCAACAGAAGAACAAGCUGCUGCUGUUCCUUGCCUACAGUGUGGAGCAGGGGUCUUUUAUCUUUUAUAAUAUAAUAAUAAUAAUAAUAAUAAUAAUAAUAAUAAUAAUAAUAACAACAAUAAUUUAUUAUUUAUACCCCGCCCAUCUGGCUGAGUUUCCCCAGCCACUCUGGGCGGCUCCCAAUCAAGUGUUAAAAACAGUACAGCGUUAAAUAUUAAAAACUUCCCUGAACAGGGCUGCCUUAAGAUGUCUUCUGAAUGUCAGGUAGUUGUUUAUCUCUUUGACAUCUGAUGGGAGGGCGUUCCACAGGGCGGGCGCCACUACCGAGAAGGCCCUCUGCCUGGUUCCCUGUAGCCUCACUUCUCGCAAUGAGGGAACUGCCAGAAGGCCCUCCAGCACUGGAUCUCAGUGUCCGGGCUGAACGAUGGGGGUGGAGAUGCUCCUUCAGGUAUACAGGACCUUUUAACGUUAUCAGUAAGAUUUUAUGAGGUUGCUAGGGCCAUCCCUUCUUGGCCACAGUUUUCCAGACUAAGAUAGCUCUUCCCAAGACUCCAAGCUCAGUCUUCAGGUUGCUUUAGCACAAACCUCAUGUCUGGUGUGUUGUGAACUUAGCCUACUGGGUUAUUCACAACCUCUGAGACGGCUCUUCUCUUUGCAGAGUAUGUUGUGGGCGUUCCUAACAAGAGCCUGACAAAAGGAGUGGUGAGUCCUGUGCAGGAGAUCUACAUUUUUUCUUCUGCGCAUCUGGAAAGAAGUGCACAGGCUGUGCUGAAUUCCAGACACAAGAGGUUUCAGGGGCGUCAGGCCUGUAUGCUUGUGUUGUGCCCUCCAUCUAAUCCGAAACAAAAGAGCCCUGCAUGCUCAGAGACACCCUUGUCUUUACUGUUGUUUCAGUAUACAGUGGUACCUCUGGUUGCGAACAGGAUCCGUUCCGGAGGCCCGUUCGCAACCUGAAAAGAACGCAACCCCCGUCUGCGUGUCUGCGCAUGCACGGGUUGCGAUUCGCCGCUUCUGCACAUGCGCGUGACGUCAUUUUGCAUGUCUGCGCAUGCGCGAGGGGCGAAACCCGGAACUAACCCUUUCCGGUACUUCCGGGUCGCCGCGGGACGCAACCUGAAAACGUGCAACCUGAAGCAAACGUAACAUGAGGUAUGACUGUAUGUUCUAGGGCUGAGAGCAGUGGCACCUAGCUUCAGAGGACAGGGUGUGUGCUAAUAAUAUGCCAAAAAUAAGCCCUGUGCCACUCUGCCGUUAUUAUUUCACAUAUUGCCUUGCAUUGAAAGCAGGAUCUGGGGGUCAUAGGGAAGAGUUAUGACACAACCAUGUAGGCUUUGCUUGCCACUGCCCCAAUGCCACCCUGAUUUGGGGCUCCAUCUGUGCUAUUCUUACCCUGCCCUGUGAAGCACACUGUGAUCGCUCUCAGCAAUGGAGGGCGGUGGUUGCUUUCUUACCUCCACCUUCUUGAGAAAUAUGAAGGGUGGGAUUCACUAACCCUUGAAAUCUCCCUGACUCUCUUAUCCCUGUCCCCCAUCCUAGGUGCAAAUUUUCACCUUAAAGCAUUCCUUCCAUCUUCUGCGGUCCCUCCCCAGUGAGCAGGUAACAGAGCCUUGAGCAACAUGGUUCCCUUCCCUCCUGCCUCUUCCCUGGCAUGCUUUUCUCAGCCAGACAUAAUGCCAAAGGGGUAUUAUAAAACCUGACACAGGGCCUUCUCAGUGGCUGCACCCAAACUGUAUUUAAUCUGUCAUUUUUAAAUUGAAUUGUGUGUUGAAAUGGAUGCCUCUUGCUUUUAUUUGCUUUUUAUCUGCACUUAUUUGAUUCUAAUACGCUUUCAUUUCAGUUUUGCUUAUUAAGAUAUAUGGAUUGGCUAUUUUGUGUUGUCGCCUUUACUAUUACUGGCUGCCAGGAUUAUUAUUAUUAUUAUUAUUAUUAUUAUUAUUAUUGUAAUAUAAAAGUGGGAGGUGCACAUUGUUUUUCACCCUCUUACCUCUUGCAGGUGGCAUCCUAUUUUGGGCACACAGUUGCAGUUGCAGAUAUCAAUGGCGAUGGGUAAGGCCACAGGAGUUAGCACUGCAGUUGGCAGUUGAUUUGGAUUUGGAACAGCUCUGUGGAUGGUCAAACUAAGGACUCAGCAACAUUAAUAAAGAAAAAGCUUUUUAUAUUUGUUAUAAUACUGUGACACCAGAUGGCGCUGUGGAGUCCUGUUUUUCACUAAUGUGAUUUCUUGCUAUGAGGUUUUCAACACAUUUUCCUGAAUUUCCUUUCUCAUGUGUCUAGAUGCAGCCAGAGUUUUAAUCUUAUUUUCCCCCUGCUAUAAAUAUGGCUUCAGGUUGAAGACCUCAUUCCCUUGCUCUCAGAUCCGAACCGUAACACUAGGCUUAAAUUACAACCCAGUGCACUGGGAGGGAUAUUAAUUAUUGUUCCAGAUAUUAAUAGCGCAUAGUUUGAAGGUAUUGGAAUCAUAAGAACAGAUUCCUUUUGGAAGAAAUAAUCGUCCAGGCCCAUAAAAAUAUUAUUAAAACUUUUGCUUGCAUAACUAUUUAAAAACAUAACAUAAGCAUCCAAGAUACACCCCAAAUACAGUGGUACCUCGGGUUACAGAUGCUUCAGGUUACAGACUCCGCUAACCCAGAAAUAGUACCUCGGGUUAAUAACUUUGCUUCAGGAUAAGAACAGAAAUUGCAUUGCGGUGGCGUGGCGGCAACGGGAGGCUCCAUUAGCUAAAGUGGUACCUCAGUUUAAUAACAGUUUCAGGUUAAGAAUGGACCUCCAGAACGAGUUAAGUUCUUAACCCGACGUACCACUGUAUCCAUACGAUGUCUUGUGCUCUCUGGAACAGGCUCAGCAUCUUAGAAAUAAAAGAUGCCGGUAACUCCCAAAAUCAAAAUGGUGUCUCUCUCCCCAAUUCCAGACUGCCUUAGUCUGCCUAAGGCUAUGCAACUCUUUUUGGAGAAUCAUUAUCACAUACUUUUGUUCUCUGCCUGUUCUGAGAAAGACUAAAUAGGCAACUCCCUUCAAAAUGGAGAUUUACAACUCAAUACCUUCAUCGCAUGAUCAAAGGUUCACUCCCAGCACAGAGAAACAAUCAACAGGUGAUCAUUAACUAGUUACAGCUCAGAGUCCUUUAGAAACUUACUGUGGAAAAUGUUAGCCCAAAGUCAGCCGUAGAAUUUAGCCAUUUCCCAUUUUAAAACUUCAUUAAUACACAUACAUUUUUCAUUUCCGUGCCAAUUAAACCAAUUUAUACUUAACUGGGAUGUGGUUGCUUUAGAACAGACAUCAUCUGGCAGCUCAUGGGACCAGACCUGGGCCCCUUAGAAGUACCAUGUGCUAAAGCAAAGGCAAACCGCCCCUCACUCCAGUUUAAAUGGUCAUACAGUAAAACUGCUGCUGAUCACAAUUUUAGAGUAACUCAGAAGCAUGCAUCCUCCCCAGUGAGCCCUCUGAUUAAGAGUGCUGUUUUAAUCUAGAAGCUUGCACACCCCUACUCCCCCCAAAAAAGUUAAUUGAAGGACAAUCCUUUCCCCGUGAGAUCUAGGUCCCCAUUUUUGGAGUCUGCUGCCAUCUCUUGUCAGUUGGCUGCUCCUGCAGCCUUGGCAGAAACACGCUUAGGUUUUACCCUGAUAUAAGUAAAAAAACUGAUCCUUUUCCCUUAUGGGGUACCCAAGAGCCCAUAUAAAGUUCUUCUGCAGUUGUGAUGUUCUAUUAUGCUAUUGCUAUAUAUAGUUUGCAAGCCGAUUUGGGAUUCAUUUGAAUGAAAAGCAGCAUAGAAAUACUAUCAAUUGGUUCCUACUGCCUGGGUCACUGAGCCCUGUGAGUGUAUUUGGGUGAACUCCAAAAUCAUAGAACUGCAGACUUGCGAGGGACCCCCCCCCAAAGGUCAUCCAGCCCAACCCCCUGUGAUGCAGGAAUCUCAGCUAGUUCAUCCAUGGCAGAUGGUCUCCAACUUCUGCUUAGAAACCUGGCAGGUCUGCAAAUCUAUUAUGAAGCAGCCUGCCUGAGUUGGUUAAAAGAAUGGAUUACAUCGGAUAAUGCAGACACCCUGGACCUAGAAGCAGCAGCACCUCUCGCUGGAGUCUGACUUGAGCAGAGCUCUAAGGGAACUUUUCUGUCCCCCCCCUCAACUAGAAAAGAUGACAUCCUGGUGGGGGCCCCUCUCUUCAUGGAACGCCACUCCGACCGCAAACUCUAUGAAGUGGGAAGAGUUUACUUAUACCUGCAGCAGAAGACCCCCACUGCUUACAUCACCCCCUGGCAGAGACUGACGGGCACAGAUGUCUACGGUCGCUUUGGCAUGGCCAUUGCUUCCCUGGGCGACGUAGACCAGGAUGGAUGCACUGGUAAGGAUGGGAUGGAAGGCCACCCCCCCCCUUUUCUCCCUCUCUUAACCCCCAAUUUCCUAUUCUCCAUUCCCUCACCCCACAAUCGAGUGCUCAAGGUUGACCGUUGGAGCUUCACUUACAAUCACAGCCCGUUCCUCACCAUAGCAUGGGCGGAGAGUGUUUUGUUUUAACCCGAGGGCCGCCUUCCCUUCCAGGGGCCACUUGUCAACAGAGGACAAGGGCCAGAGGUAAAAUUGGGCGGAGCAAUAGAUAUUGAUUUUGCCUUUGUAUGGCAGACUUGUAUUCUGUUAAUGAUAAGUUUGUGUUGAAUAAGUUUGCCUUCAGCAGGCCCCGGUAGCUGAGGGAGGAGAUGGGAGGAGGAUAGCAAAAUAGGAGAGAGGGAGAGACAGAGAGAGAUAAUGUGAAGAAUGCAAAUGAAUGUGAUUUAUAAAAAAAAACUCCUUAAGAGUUGCUGAAAUGUAUUACUCAUAGAUACAGUAUUACGCAUUUUGUGUUUUGAUAUUGUGAUUUUAUGUGGCACCGUAUUUUUCGCUCUAUAAGACGCACUUUUCCCCUCCUAAAAAGUAAGGGGAAAUGUGUGUGCGUCUUAUGGAGCGAAUGCAGGCGGGAGGCUCUGCUCAGCGCUCCCUUUAAAGAGCCGCGUGGAGCGUGUGUGUGGCUCUUGGGGGCUUUUCCCAAGGAGGGAGAAGGGCAGCCCAUCAGUCCCUUCUCCCUCCUCGGGGAAAAGCCCCCAAGAGCCGCACACACACUCUGCACGCUCUUUAAAGGGAGCGUGGCUCUUGGGGGAGCCUUCAUCCCGUUGCCCUGAAGAGGCUUCGCGUGGCUAUCCCAGAAACCAGAUCCCUCUUGCUGUUCUGGCUUCUGGGAUUCAGAAUAUUUUUUUUCUUGUUUUCCUCCUCCAAAAACUAGGUGCGUCUUGUGGUCUGGUGCGUCUUAUAGAGCGAAACAUAUGGUAAUUGCCCAGAGACCAGUUGGGUAUAGGGUGGUGUACAAAUUUAACAAAUAAUAAUAAUAAAAUACUAAGGGCGUAGAUACAAAACCUUGUUCCUACUCACACUUACACAUUCCUCAUGGAGGCAAGCAAGAAAUGUUUUCAGAAGCAUUCCAGCCAAGCAAAAAUGCUCAAGAAGGGUUAGACAAAGAGACCCAGAGAGCUGUGUUAGAAUUCACAUCUUCCCCAGAGUCAAAUGUGAGAGUACCCAGAAAACCCUCAAUUUAAGCCUCAGGUCCUCCUUCUGGUAUUUGAAUCCUGCCUUUCCUGGGAGUGUGGGAGACCUUUGCCUUCCCCACCACACAGACGCCUUUUCUGCCUGACCUGUUUCUGCGUCAUGGGCUUUUCCUCUGCUUCCCUCCGUUUCCCCGCCAUCUUUUCUGACCAAAUGGGUGACUUCACCUUAUCGAUUUGGUUCCGUCGCGUUUACAUUCCAACCCAUUCUUUCCUUCCACAGACAUAGCCAUCGGAGCCCCCUUCGCCGGCCAAGAUGGAGGUGGCCGUGUUUACAUCUACCGAGGGCACCAUGAGGGCUUGAGUUCAUCGCCAACCCAGAUCCUUGAGAGUCCCUUCUGUGGGCCGGCUGGAUUUGGCUUUGCCAUACGCGGGGCUGUGGACAUUGAUGCAAAUGGCUACCCUGGUAACGUACAACGGAAGUAGGCAGCCAAUGGGUUUUAGCACUGCCUGCACAGGCGACGGCCAUUUUAGGCAUGUCCAACGGACGCGCGAUCGCUGGCGCACAGAUCCUUUCGGUCCCAGAAGCAGGAGGAAUGAGGGUGGGGCACGGCGCUUAUGUUUGUGGGGGCUGGGAACGGGACCCCUAUGCAAAUGGGUUGCCGCCUGUAUUAAAUAAGGGUUUUCCAUACUUGAACUUUGCCCCGCUCUUUCCCUGCGAAAACCCUCUCUUUAGUAUUUAGAUCGGAGCAAAUGUCAAUCUGGGUUUCCCGCAGAUUUCCAUUUGCUCCAAUUGAGCUUCAAAGAGCAGCUUUUCACAAUAAAAGGUCUAGAGCAAGAAAAAAAGGGGGGAGGCUUAGGCACUGAGCUUUAAAACCAAGGACCGUACCUGGAAAGUGUGGAUAAGCCCUAACUUGUGAAAGAAUUUUGACUCUUCAAAAGGCUAUGCCAGAUGUCCUGUACCUAGAAGAAAAAAAUGAGGCAUAUAAUUACUGUAUUUUUUGCCCUUUAGGGUGCACCGGCCCAUAGGGCACACCUAGUUUUUUUGGGGGGGGGAAUAAAGAAAAAAAUUAUUUCCCCCCCCCAGGCGCGGGGCUGGGGCGGGGGAAGCCCGAGCUUCCCCCGACCCCAGCCCCCAGAACAGGCUGCUAUCCGCAAGCCUUCGGAGCCCGGCAGGAACUCCCGUGGGGCUCUCCAGGCUUGAGGAUAUCUUGCGGAUAUCUGCUCAGCGCGCCCCAGGCUUCAGGGUGCAGGCUGCUAUCCGCAAGCCUAGGGAGCCCGGCGGGAACUCCCGCGGGCUCCCAAGGCUUGCGGAUAGCUUCCUGAAGCCUGGAGAGCGAGAGGGGUCGGUGCGCACCGACCCCUCUCGCUCUCCAGGCUUCAGCGAAAGCCUGCAUUCGCCCCAUAGGACGCACACACAUUUCCCCUUCAUUUUUGGAGGGGGAAAAGUGCGUCCUAUAGGGUGAAAAAUACGGUAUUUACGUUUAUUAAUUGCCUUGCCAUUCAUGGAAUCCGCUGUCAUGAUACAAAGCUUCUCUUUUAUAUUUGCUUCUUUCAUUGGGUGAUCCUAUCUGGAUAGCAUAACAUAUAUUAGCUGAAAAUCAUUUUAUUUUUUGAAUAAAAAAGUCUAGAUUUUGCAAGGGUUGUUUUAAUUAGCAGGUGGUGCAAAAUUUGCUUAGGUCUUGUAGAACUUAAUUCCUAAUCGCAUCAGUGGAGUGAGCAGAACUGGGAACCCGAGGCAGCUUGGUGAGAUGCUGCAACACUGAAUCGUAGAAUCAUGGAAUUGUAGAGUUGAUAGGGACCCUGAGGAUCAUCUAGUCCAACCCCUGCAAUGCUGGAAUAUGCAUCUGUCCCUUAGAAGUAUCAAACCUGCAGCCUUGGCAUUAUCAGCACCAUGCUCUAACCAACUGAGCUAUUGGUGGACUGCUAACUUUUUUUGGUUGUCUUGUUCCCCUUCACAGAUGUGCUGGUGGGAGCUUUCAGAGCCAGCAAAGUGACUGUGUACAGGUGAGUCGAUGGAGCCCCAAGACCAGUGGAACGAGAUUUCCCUGGAGACCUUGUUGCCUAUAAAUGCUCCCCCACCCCUCCCAGUUUAGGCCCCUGCUUUUUGGAGCAACACCCCUGUGCUUCCAUUUCAAGCUCUUCAGCCAACCAGCACUGUAAGGGUUAGGAGGGAACGACAAUCGUUCCCCUAGUUUGGUAGAGGUGGGGGAAGAUGAUUGUAAGAAGAAAGAUCUUGAUGCCUUCAUCACCCUGAGGAUUCACUCCAUGCCCUCCUUUGCGUGCCUCCUCCUCGAGAGGUUCAGAGGGUGGCAACACGAGAACAGGGCCUUCUCUGCAGUGGCUCCCCAUCUGUGGAAUGCUCUCCCCAGGGAAGUUUGCCUGGCGCCUUCAUUAUACAGUCGUACAUUGGAUCUUAAAACGCCUUGGCUCCCAAACAAAUCAGUUCCUGAACGACUGAAACCCAGACGUGGGUGUUUCGGUUUUCAAUUUUCUGAAGCUGAACAUCCGGCGCAGCUUCUGUGGCUUCUGAUUGGCUGCAGGACGCUCCUGCAGCCAAUCGUAAGCCGCGCCUUCGUUUCCGGGAGUUGAACAGACUCCUGGAAUGCAUUCUGUUCGAAGACCAAGGUACGACUGUACACCUUUAGGCACCAGGCAAAAAAGUUCCUUUUUAACCAGGCCUUUGGUUAAUCCGAUUUACAUCCUAUGCCCUUUUAAAAUGUGUUUUUUUGUGUGUAGGGGGAUAUUGGGUUGCUGUUUUUAUUUUUAUUAGGUAUUUUGUGCUUUUAUAUCUUGGUUUUAUUCCGUGAACAGCCCUGAGACCCCCAGGUAUAGGGCAGUAUAUAAAUUCAAAUAAUAAUAAUAAUAAUAAAGCCUUGACAUCUGCAGAAGUGGCCAUAAUUUAACUACCCUGUGGGCAGAAAGAAGGGGAGUCGGUGACAGUCACUAGCUCAUUUUCAGUUGCAUAUAUCAGAUGCUGUUGAACUGCAACUCUUAUGCUGACAGAGGCUGUUGGGAAAUGGAGCCCAACAUCUGGAGGGCUAGGGCAGUGACAUUUCUCGUAGAGGAACAUUUAGGGCCAGGGGCGCCAGCGAUUGGAGGGCAGGGGCUCCACAUCAUGACGUCGCGUGUGUGAGCAUCGCACCUCCCUUCCUAAGUUGGGCAGAAGCUCCCCAGGCUUUGGGAAUGAGGUGGCAGGGGAACAUUUAGGGGACUAGUCUAGUCUCCCUAGUCUAAUAAUAAUAAUAAUAAUAAUUUAUACAUCGCCCAUCUGGCUGGGUUUCCCCAGCCACUCUGGGUGGCUCCCAACAGAAUAUUAAUAAUAACAAUAAAGCGAUAAAAUAUCAAACAUUAACUUCCCUAAACAGGGCUGUCUUCAAAUGUCUUCUAAAAGUCAGAUAGUUGUUUAUUUCCUUGACAUCUGGUGGGAGGGUGUUCCACAGGGCAGGCACCACCACUGAGAAGGCCCUCUGCCUGGUUCCCUGUAGCUUCACUUCUUACAGUGAGGGAACUGCCAGAAGGCCCUUGGCGCUGGACCUCAGUGUCCAGGCUGAAUGAUUGAGGUGGAGACGCUCCUUCAGGUAUACUGGGCCGAGGCCGUUUAGGGCUUUAAAGGUCUGCACCAACACUAACUGCACACCACAGAGCUACAGGUUCCUCAGCCCUGUUGUUGCAUACUGAAUCCACCUCCUCAUCCGACCAAAGGUUUCCUUCUCCCUUAAAUGAGCCACCUCAUUCUCGCUUGCUGCCCUAUAUACAUGGCACCAUCUCUCAGGAACACCUGUUUGACCAAGCUGGGCAUCUAGCAGGCUGCAAAGUGACCGGCCCUUGUGUACAAGGAUGCAAGUCAAGUUAGGGUAAUUGCUUUAAAGACAGGAUGGGCUUUGACAUGAUAAGGUGUUCUAAUCCCCUCGGAAGCUGUAGAUUUUGCCGCACGGAGGUCUCGUGCAUUCGUCACCAACACUUUGCCAGUGCUGUUUGACAACAACUAAAGAAUCAGCAAAUGUUGCUGGUCUCUCUUGGAACUUCCUGUCUGCUUACCCUUGUUCACUAUGUUUUUGUUUUUGGUCCCUCUCAGAGCUCAGCCGGUCAUGUUUCUCAAAGCCCAGAUGUUCCUACCAGGUGCGCUGAACCCAGAGGAGAAAUCGUGUACGGUAGCAGGAGUACAAGUCAACUGGUGAGCCGGGUGGGAAGGGCAUUGAAUCUAGAUCCUUUUGUAGCCUAGGAGAUUCAGGUUCUGUGCUCAAAAUCAACAAGGCAUGUCAAAAACAAUCAAGGUAUGCCGUUGGUUUUCCUGUUUGCAGGAUUUAGUUUGUUUUUGGAAAUUGGUUUCGGGGAUCUUCUUGGAACCUUAACAAAAUGAUAAUUGAAAUUACCCCUCAUUUAAAAAUCUUCUUCUUCUUUGGCGAUCACUCCUAGCCGAGUAAGAUUGUCUUCCUUAACAUGGUUUUAACAAUGAGUCUGUAAGUGACUGUGGAGGCCAGUUCUGGAUCCACACAUCACAGUGGGGACAUUGGUUUCUGGGCAGGAGUUGAUCAGGGUGUGGAUUUGCCAAGUGUGCCUUCCUCUUAGCACGUUUCUCCCUUGCGUCCUGAGUUUGAGCAUCUUCAAAGCCCAUGACACCUUUGGUAAAGGCUGUUCUCCAACUGGGUAACUAGUAAUAACCAUCUUCUCUAAAAAGAAAAAGUUCAGAACACAACUGGGCAUGGGUGGGGAGAGGAAAUAUAACAUAAGAGGAACCCUUUGAAACCAGCAGAGCGGGAAAUCACAAAUUACUUAUUUCUGGGUCCAUCGGAAAAAGUGUAGAGUGUGGCCAGCACACGUUUGCAAACAAACAAGGAUCAUUCAGGGAGGCAGAGUUGGUUGCUGGCUCCCAGUCGAUUGCACACUCAGCAGCCACAUCAUGUGUGAAACAGUCCUCAUUGCCUUUCUUCUCUUCAAUGCAGCUUCACAAUCCAGAUAUGUGCCGAAGUGUCAGCAAAGAGGAUUCCUCAGAAAGUUGGUGAGUGUUGCAUUGACUGUUGGAAGAGGUGGAGGUCUUGUAGUCAAGCUGCCGCAGUACUGGGGAGAAUGAGAUUGGCAGAAUGGACGAAACUUAUAGAUAAUAGUCAUCUUUCUGUCGGAGGCUGACUUGCCUCUGUUUAUGAAUGAUAGGUUUUACAGAGGUGGAGGCAGUGGUCAGGCAGGAUUUCCAGGUUUUUCAUUCCUCUUCAAGACAUUUCCGGAGAAAAUAAAAAUCUGCUGCAUUCACACAAUCGGCAGUAAAGGUGUCUACUAUCGCACUAAGAGGGAAGUCACUCAUGCUGGUCUGUAAAAAUUAUUGUUGGGACAUAGUCCAGGAAUUUGGCUGAUGAAGGAGUACAGUUCCUCGAUCGCUGCAGCUGCGUGCUUCUGUGGAUACGGUAAGUAUGCAGCUACCAGUAGCGAUGUGCUAGGAAGUGGAUGGAACCCUACAGUGUUUUGCUCCAGACCUCUUGAAGAAUUCCUGAUCCAUGAUUGCAGUCAUGGGAUUUUUGUCCAUCACAUGGCGGUAUAUGUUUUGACUCCACAGAGUGGGAAGUGACAGAGACAGGAUGUUUGUGUUACUGUGUUCCGUGAAGUGGGGCUAUUGUCCUUUGUUCUUUUUCUCUUUGCUGUCUGAUGCUAGAGAAAGAGGAGCCAUGUUGCAGAGCUCCGUGUGUGUUUAUAUGUAAAUAAAGUAGAUUAGCCAAAAUGCUGAGUUGCUGAGGUCUGUUACACAACUGCGCAAACUCUGCGGAUCCCUAAGUGUGCUGGUGUCGGUUGGCAUUGGUCGCUGUGAUGUUCAGGCUGAAGAAAGCUUAUCAAGCUCCCGAACGAUUGACCAGGAGGGAGGGAACAUGUCAGUCGGGGAUGUGUCUCUGCCAGGGUCCUACUCGAGUGUAGGCUGAACUCCUGACAUUGAUAUCCAGUGAGUAAGAAAGGUGUUAUUUUGCUAUCCCAGCUAAGGGUGCAAAAUUAGCACGGGUUGUGUUUGUUUAUUUUAUUUUCCAUUUAUGGAUUUAUAAACUGCUUAAUUUUUUUUUUAAGGAUCUGAAAGGUGUACACGAGACAGUAAGAAAUUAUCAACAAUACAUGGACGAAAUCAACAAAAAAUUAAGAGCAAAUGCUAAAUUAGAUAGGAUGGUUUAAAUAUAAAAAUGGCGUUUCACAGACCCGUAAAACAAUAUAACAAGUGUGUCUGCCUAACGUUACCAUUUCUCGCUCUCGAUCACCUGCUGUGUUUGCUUUCUGCUAAUUCCCUCCCCACCACCAUUCUGCUAGACCUGAAUGCCGAACUGCAGCUGGACCGCAUGAAGCAGAAAUACGGGCGACGGGUUUUGCUGCAGCAGACCAGCCAAUCGAGCCAAACGUUCCUGCUGAAACUGUCAAGAGAGAAACCCAAAACCUGCCAAGAUGUCAAUGCCUACCUGCGGGUAUGAGACAUGGGCAAAUCAUGGCACUUCAUAUAUUUUGGGAGGUGUACAGGGGGAAGCCUUAGGAGUAGUAGAUUUAUACUGGACAGCUCUCACCUCGUUCUGCUUUGUUCUGAGAGCCAGUGUGGUGUAGUGGUUAAGAGCGAUAGACUCGUAAUCUGGUGAACCGGGUUCGCUUCCCCGCUCCUCCACAUGCAGCUUGGGCCAGUCACACUUCUCUGAAGUCUCUCAGCCCCACUCACCUCACAGAGUGUUUGUUCUGGGGGAGGAAGGGAAAGGAGAUUGUUAGCCACUUUGAGACUCCUUCGGGUAGUGAUAAAGCGGGAUAUCAAAUCCAAACUCCUCUUCUUCUUGUUCGUUGUUCUGUGACGCUUCCCCUAUGUUACGACCUUAUUGCCAUCUGGAGGGGCGCUCUUUGCCCUAUAGCGCAACAAAGCAGGACAAAAGAAGAACUGGAACAUGUGCAGUAUAAAAAGUGACCGGUUUUCAGCAGGAAGUUGUGGGACGUGUGCUAAUUGGAAGGGAAGCAUGCACUGAUUGGAAACUUUGGCAGGCACAAAUAGUAUUGAAAGGGAGGUCACGUAUAAAUGCCCCCAUGCCACCAUGAGUGCAAAUCAUCAUGAAUGCACAACAGGUCUCCCAGAAAUGUAGAGGAAGCAUAAUGAAAGAUGCUUCUGAGUACAUACAGAGUGCAUUGUUCCCCCUCCUCUGUAUUGUGAGAUCAGCCACGACCUGUACUGGCAUCCCUGGGACCUGAUGGCAAGGUGAUCUCAGACCUACCACUUUUUGCAAAUCUGGCUUGUGAAACUAAACGGGAGCACUCACUGGCUUUUCCUGUUUAGGGAAGCUUUUAAUGUUUGAUGUAUUACAGUAUUUUAAUUUAUUUUUUUUUGGAAGCCACCCAGAGUGGCUGGGGAAGCCCAGCCAGAUGGGCGGGGUAUAAAUAAUAAAGAAUAGUAGUAGUAAUAAUAAUAAUAAUUAUUAUUAUUAUUAUUUCCUUGUUUUGGGGGCAGGAGAUCCUUCUUGAGCAUUCUUGCCACCUUUGCUUCUGGCAAGGCUCCUCUCAGAAACCCCAGCAUCUCUCCCCAUCAUUGGAGUUCCAUGCUUGCACCUGUUACAGUGAUGCCAGGGGAAAAGGGGAGGAACUUGGGAGAUGGAAUGUGUGUGAGUGAGGUCAUUGUUCCUGGUGCUGAUGCUGGGUAAGCAUCCUUUGUCAAACUGGCAGCUUUCUAAUAGGCUGUUCACCAGUAGGAUGCAUUAGGUGAGAUGAAUAAUAAUAAUAAUAAUAAUACCCCAGCCAUCUGGCUGAGUUUCCCCAGCCACUCUGGGCGGCUCCCAGUCGAGUGUUAAAAACAGUACAGCAUUAAAUAUUAAAAACUUCCCUUCAGAUGGGCAAUACCCUUGCAUGGUAGCGUGUAAGAAUAUGACGUAGUUCUGCAGUUUGAAACUGAGACAGCCAGUCAGAGGGUAGAGAGCAGUGGCUUCAGCUGGGCUGGCAGCCAUCUGGGUGAGUUGCUGGGGUCCAAGCAAUUGCUUUCCUGGGAUCUGACAUAGGGUAAGUGGCUGUGAUGCCUAUUGAAGGAGGCUGCACGCUAUACAUUCAAAGCACAUCCACCCUACCUCAAAGAAUUCUGGGAACUGUGGUUUGUUAAGGGUUGCUGGGGUUGUAACUCCCUGAGAGGCAAACUACGGUGCCAAGAAUUCUUUGCGGUGGGAAAUAAGUUUCAAAGAGUGCUUUAAAGGUAUAAUGUGAAUGUAUUUGCCUCCAUGGUGUAAAUAAAUAUUGCAAAGACCAGGGCCAGCUCAGGGUGCUUUGCUGCAAAUAAGCGCUACCCUGCUGAAGUCAAAGCAAACCCACAGAUUACAACCAAACUCUGAAAAUCUGGAUUUUCUGGGUAAGCAUGAAAGGGCCUUAAGGCUGCCCAAGUAAUUUUGCCUCUUCCUGGCAGGAAAAAUGCAACCCUAAGAUAUCAAACAACUAGCCAUUUGCUGCCCUUUCAAAGCAGCAGAGACCAGCUGCCUUGAGUCAGUUGUCUCUUCUCUAAAGGUAGAAUUCACGGUGUGUCCUCAGCUAAAAUGAAACCAGACCCAUGUGAAACUGCCGUUCGAAAGACAUAUUGGCACCACACACACAAAGCGUGAGAGAGACGGCUGUUUUAUGUUAGUUUUUUGUUACUUCAGAUGUUGCAGGAACCAGCCCUGCAACUUCUAGGUGAGCAUUGGAGAGAAAUUUUUAAAACAUCCAAUUUUUAAAAUAAAAAAUCCCAAGUGUGUUUUCUUCCAACACACCCACGAAGGAGGGCAUCAUGCAUGCUAUCGUCGAGUGUAUGUCUGCAUAUUCAAAGCAUCUCACAGACCCUAGGUAGGGAUGGCAUUCCAGGUCAUAGCUAUCAACUUACAGAUUUGAAAAUAAGGGACCAGCAGCCAAAAUAAGGGACUUUGCUUAGCUUAUACAUAAAUCCAGCACUGAUGGAGCCAUGCUGCUCUUGCAUUUAUGAAAGAGUUAUGAAGGGGAUGUAGAGGGGGACAUCACUACAUUAAGAUGCCGCACUGGUUGGAGGGUAUGCUAAGCAGCACGUCGGGGCUGCCAUCGUCCUAGCACGAGGAGUUCCAUUGGCCCUUCCCCGCCCGAGAGAGGGGGAGGGAGAGAGACUCUCACCCAUGCCACCUGCAAGCCCGGCAUGAGGCGGUUGCGGCGCCGCCGCAGCCGCUGAAGCGCCGCCCUUCUGUGUCCCUCCCCAUCCCCUCCUCUUCCUCCUCCCUCAGGCUGCCUCCUCAGCCAUCGCCGCCACUGCCGCUGCUGCCUCCAGCUUCCCCUGGCAGCGCGGCGGAAGUCUCGCAAGAGAGGGGCUGCCUGCCCGCCCGCCGCCACCCGUCUCCUCACGACGCGCCCCUGAGGGGGGAAAAGGAGAGACGGAGACGCGGCAGCUCGUGCGCAUGCUCUCUCUCUCGGCGGAGGACCCCGAGCCACUGCUUCCCUCCCGAGCCGGGAGAGCAUGAAACCCGGGAAAUUUAAGGGACAUCAUCAGUAAGGGACAGCAGCGGGACACGGCGCUGGGAUAAGGGAGUUUCCCGCCAAAUAAGGGACGGUUGACAGCUAUGUUCCAGGUGUGGCCACUGGCGUUUCCACCUUUUAAUUCUGGCAGGUGCCUUGCCGUUUCGAUAGUCGUGCGGCGUGACACACAGUAGUUCCAGCGAGCUCCGUUUCUGCAUCUGGGCAAACUGCGGAGAUUUUAUCCCUGUUAAUAAUAAUAAAUAAUAAUAAUAAAUUUUAUGUAUAUCCCGCCCUCCCCAGCCGAAGCCGGGCUCAGGGCGGCUAACAACAAUAAAACAGUACAAAAGUACAGCACAAACAACACUCUAAAAUCAUUCAUUAUAAAAUUAAUUCAAAUCAAGCCACUGGCAACCAUUGGGCCAGAGCUCUGCGAAGAUUGCCGAGGGAGGGAGUCAGGCUGUGCCCUGGCCAAAGGCCUGGUGGAACAGCUCUGUCUUGCAGGCCCUGCGGAAAGCUGUCAAGUCCCGCAGGGCCCUAGUCUCUUGUGACAGAGUGUUCCACCAGAUCGGAGCCACAGCCGAAAAAGCCCUGGCUCUAGUUGAGGCCAGCCUAACUUCUCUGUGGCCUGGGACCUUCAAGAUGUUUUUAUUUGAAGACCGUAAGUUUCUCUGUGGGGCAUACCAGGAGAGGAGUCUUACCUUUAUCUAAUGCCGAGCUGUUGCGCUUUGAACAAUUGAAGUGAAAAGAUGAGCUAGCCUUAGGGGGAAUCUCUGAGCCACUUCUCUGCCUCCCACAGGAUGAGGCCGAUUUCAAGGACAAACUGAGUCCCAUUGUUGUGAGUUUCAACUUCAGUUUGGCAUCGGCAUCUGCAGACGGGGAGAUGAAGCCUGUGCUGUCUGGCCAAACAAUGGUCCAGGAUCAGGUCAGAUGCCUCACCAGCCUCAAAGCUUUGGCAUUGUAUGACUUUGAUUCCACUGUUUUAAAGCCGCUGGCUGCUUCUGUAUUUCUUUUGUGUUCUGGUAUUUUGAUUUUCUUCCUUUGCUUUUUAUUUGGAGUAAUUUGAAGCCACAUUGGGAGCCUAUUGAAGCUGAAAUAAGCUAGCAAACAGAAUCAUAGAAUUGCAGAGAUGGAAGGGACCCUGAGGAUCAUCUAGUCCAACCCCCUGCAAUGCGCAGCUGCCCCAAAUACAUAAACAAAAUUGUCACUUAGUCAAGUGCUAAAAUGCUUAAAGUAGAAUCGCAUCCUCUGAGCCAGAAACCAGGCUUCCUGAUCCCAGGAAUAUGAGCCCAGUUGCGUAUAUGAGAUUGUAAGGGAAUUGCACUUUGCGCAUGCUCAGGGAGUCCUCUCCCUCACAAUGCUGAAGACUUGAGUUCGAGCUUUGAAAGCAUGAUAGCCAGAACCAGGAGGGGUGGGGGUGGGGGGGUGGAUAUAAGCACUGACAUUUAUAUUUUCUGGAUUCUAUCCCCCCUAAGCACUCUCAAUGGUUAAUGCUGUUAGACAAUUAUAGAGAGAUCGAAUUGUUUACAGUGGUACCUCGGGUUAAGUACUUAAUUUGUUCCGGAGGUCUGUACUUAACCUGAAACUGUUCUUAACCUGAAGCACCACUUUAGCUAAUGGGGCCUCCUGCUGCCGCUGCGCCACUGCUGCAUGAUUUCUGUUCUCAUCCUGAAGCAAAGUUCUUAACCUGAAGCACCAUUUCUGGGUUAGCGGAGUCUGUAACCUGAAAUGUAUGUAACCUGAAGCGUAUGUAACCCGAGGUACCACUGUAUCUGAAUGACAGAUAACCAUGUUGAUUUCCCAUCUGCGCUACAGGGCAAUGGGAUCCUUCUGCAAUCUUUUACGUUGAGCUCGAACACAUCUCUCCCAACCCACAUCAGGGCUCUUCCACACUUCCUUCCUGCCCCAUGUUUUCUAGGCGCUUUAAGGCUCUGUAUCUGAGCCCCGUUUUCCCCAGUAAAACCUACUCUUUAAUGCUGAAUUGGAACAAACCACGUUUCAGAUUUUCCGUGGACUGCUGUUUGUUCCGAUUUAGCGGUAAAGAGCAGGAAAAGUGCUGAGGCUCCAGGUUGGGAUUGUUCAUCACUCAGUCAAAGCUCUGCCUGUUUGUUACAUCCCACAGACCCGUAUCAUUGUGGAUUGUGGAGAAGACAACAUCUGCAUCCCAGACCUCCGACUCUCCGCUCACACGUAAGCACCAACAGCUGUCUCUUCUUGAGUCUCAAGAGUGCUAGUCCUGGUGAUCUAACCUGGGGCUGUCGUCCAAAAUGAGAAAGUUCAGGGUUCAGAUCUCCCUUGAAUCUGGAAUCCCAGUCCUUUUAAUUAUAGAAGUGUGGUAUGUGAGAGGCUGUAGUGGCCCAGGGCAGCGGGAAGGCAAAAUGCUCUGGACAUUUUUUUAUUUAUUUUAUUUAUUACAUUUAUAUACUACCUUUAUCUUCCAAGGAUCUCAAGAUGGUGCACAUGGUUUUAUUUUAAAGGCCCAUUUAAAAGACAGAACUGACGGGACCAAAUGUAUGUCCCUUGGAAGAGAGAUCUACAGUUAUGGGGCCACCACUGAGAAGGCCCUGUCUCUUGUGCCCACCACUCUAGUUGACCUUAAUGGGAAAUGGAAGAAUAGGAGUUCUGAUACUGAUCUGAAGGGCUGGGCAGAUUUAUAUGGUGUGAUACAAACUACUGCUACAUUCACUGUGUUUCAUUUUGGGCUCCUUCAAACCUCCUGCUUAUUUAGCAUUCAUCAUACUCCUCUUACACAAAGCAUAUGCAAUGGUUACACUGUGUCCAGCGAGCAGUCAAUUUCAUUUGUCUGCAGGACAGUUAUAUGACAAUGAUUUGCUUCACCCUGAUUUGCUUGCGUGGCGGUUUGCACAUCUUCCUACUCAUCGUUCACUCAUCAUCCCACACUUCUCAGACCAUUUCCCCGUCACUUUCCUAACUGCAGAAAGCCUCUCUCUGUGUCUGUUUCUAGUGGAUUUGCUGCACCAGGCCAAGAGAGUGUUUAAUCUGCUUUAACUUUGCAAACCUAAAGAUCCCUCCUGCAAGAUGGUGACAGCCUGGAGGCACCCGGGGUGAGCUGUCAUGAUUGCUCAGCUGAGACAAUGAAAUAUAACCUGAAUCUUGCAGCUCCCUCUUUUUCAUACAGGGAUUUCCUAAUGCACAGCAAAAGGCAUUUCUUAUAACUUUAGCUCUGUCUCUCUCCCUGCAUCCCACCCCUGCUAUGCGGUUGUGUCUCAGGAACGAAGGCUCCCUGCUAAUUGGGGCAGAGAAUGUGCUUCUCCUCCAGACCACGGCGAUGAAUUCUGGUGAAGGAGCCUAUGAGGCAGAGCUGGUGGUGGAGCUGCCACAUGGAACUUACUUCCAGACAGCUAACAGCGACGGGCAGGUAAGACCUUUCACUCGUAGCUGGUCCACGCUGCUGAGUUAUAGUUGUUGGGAAACUGUGUACGUGCAGUUACUCACACAGAGUCAAUUAAGGUUUGGCAGACAGCCAGAAGGCAAUCUGAAGGAGUAAGUCUGCCUGGUGAUAACAGAGACAUGGAGACAACUCCCUGAUUGGUCAAGCUCUCUCAAGGGAGUGAUAAUUAAUGGCCUACUAACUGGAAUGUGUUAGUUCAGAGUUCAAAGGUUCAGAGUUCUGUAUGUCAGUGUAGGAGUUGUGAGUCGUGUCAGAGAGAGCUAGCUAAAGAUCUGUGUUCUGUUCCUGUAAAUAGUCCACUGUAUAUAAUAAACACCCAACUACAAGUUCCUGGUUCCUGCUUCGUCUGUCCUGUUUGCAGCCAAGUCGCCAGUUGCUUAUGUGGAUUCUGCGUGUACUGUGCUAGGUCUGGCUAAGGUCCUGCAACUAGUCAGAAAGUUUCGAAACACCAAUAUGUUUUGCCACAAUAGUCCUUUUGAGCCAAGCCACAAAAUACAGCGUACAUAUUUUCAUCUUCUCAGUCACCCCCUUCACAGAAGCGUCCUUAAGAUAUUAUCAAGGUAUUUCAUAUUUCCUCUAUUCCUGCAAAUUCUGAGGAUUCUCGGCUGCUUGGCAGCUUCCUGCUUGCCAAAGCUUAUCUCUUUUAACUUCCAAAGAAGGAGGAAAGAGGUCCGAAAGGACAAAGUGGUCCUCUGCAGAAUGGUACAGCCCUUUCAGAACUCAAAAUUCUGACUGAGCGGGUUAGAAAAGGCUCCAAUACCCUUGUUUUGUAGCUCGGCUGUGGUCAUGAAUAUACUGAUUGGUGGCCCAGGCCUAAUUCUUCUAUUUGCAACAAUAGGGACACUCUCCAGGUCAUUGCCAGCCUUUCAUAUUGCUCAUUCACCUGGCUGACAGUGAAGUCACCUGUGCGCUCUCUCUCCCUCUCUCUUUCUCUGCAGAAGUUGAUUUGCAACACCCGUAAGGAGAACGAGACCCGCUUGGUGGCCUGUGAAAUUGGCAACCCCAUGAAAUCCAACACCACGGUAUGUGGCUGAUUUCUUAACCAGAGCAGUGCAAAACUCAGGCUUACAGUUUUCUUGGAUGCAACAGACAUCCAACCUCUCCCCCUGUCUGUCACCUUUUUUACAGAUCCAGGUAGAUGUGGAGCUAAGUGUCAGCCAGCUGGAAGAGGCCAGUGAUAACAUAACUUUGAUGCUGCAGCUAAGAAGGUAACAGUCAACGCUGCCCCACUCUCCUGGACCCCUGAAGCCAAGUCCUCAUACCAGGAAACUCACAGCCCCAUCUGUGGCACAGCCAGCAACCUUCCAGUACUGUAUAUUGUUUUGGGGUUCUUUUGAAAACCAAACCAAUUGAGAAAUUUUCUAAAUAAAUAAGCAGGCACCUUCCCUGUUUAGUUAUUCUCCCCCCCCAAAAAAAGAUAUAAUAAUAAUAAUAAUAAUAAUAAUAAUAAUAAUAAUAAUUUAUUUAUACGCCACCCAUCUGGCAGGAUAUAUAAGGGGAGCUGUCUUGUAUAUAUGAAGUUGCCAACUUUUUUCCCAAGUCAGGGCUCCUCCCGUCAGAUGUCAAGGAAAUAAACAACUAUCUGACUUUUAGAAGACAUCUGAAGGAAGUUUUAAAUGUUUGAUGUUAUAUCGUGUUUUUACUAUUCUGCUGGGAGCUGCCCAGCGUGGCUGGGGCAACCCAGUCAGAUGGGAGGCAUACAAAUAAAAUUGUUGUUGUUGUUGAUAGCCACCGAUCUGACGUGGUUUCCCCAGCCACUCUGGGCAGCUCCCAACAAAAUAUCAAAAACACAAUAAAACAUCAAACAUUAAAAAAUUCUCUAUACAGGGCUGCCUUCAGAUGUCUUCUAAAAGUCAGAUAGUUGUUUAUUUCCUUGACAUCUGAUGGGAGGGCGUUCCACAGGGCGGGCGCCACUACCAAGAAGGCCCUCUGCCUGGAUCCCUGCAACCUCACUUCUCACAGUGAGGGAGCUGCCUGAAGGCCCUCGGAGUUGGACCACAGUGUCCGGGCUGAGCGAUGGGGGUGGAGACACUCCUUCAGGUAUACAAGGUCAAGGCCGUUUAGGGUUUUAAGGGUCAGCACCAACACUUUAAACUGCUGCAAGGCAGAAAACUACAGGCAGCUUUCCCAAAUCGCUGCAUCUCUGUUCCUCUUCCAUAUCAAGACUUUUCAUGUCCAAAGCCUGGACUCCAGGCUUUGAGAAAACACUCUUGUGGCACUCACUCAAUAACUCCCACCUUCCCCUGCAGCAAGAACAGCAACAACCCCAAUAGCGCCGUGGAACAAUUGCAGGUGCCGGUCAAGGUUGCUGCAAGAAUGGAACUGCUGGGGUGAGUAAGUCACAUGGAUGAGGGGAGAUUUGCAGAUAGAUGGAUUUCUGUCUGUAUUAGUAUUAACGCAGAUGUGUAUAUGUUUAUAUAUUGUUGCACACUUGUAUAUAUGUGUAAAUAGACCACAUAUCAUAAGACACCCAGUCUCUGAGUGGUGUGAGAUUCCAGGGGUUCCAGGCGCUUACACAGGGCCUGUGUUUCCUUUUUGAAAAUGAAGCACAGUAGAGCCUGUGGUGUCUUUAUGACAGAUGGUUUAUUUACACAUAUAUUCAACCUGAGCCUACGGUGGAGGGGUUCACAGCAUUUCUCCCAUUGCUGCAAUCCUGGAUCCAAAAAGAAAUCAAACACGGCCAUCUGUCCCUCUGCUGAGCUUGCUUGUUUUACAGACUGCAACUAUUUUAUCUUUCAGCUCAUAUCCUAAGCAACUGAAAUUCUAAAAACAACUCCUUCCAGCUCUAAAACUCUACUUAUUGUCUUUCUAACUACCGGUAAUUCUGAGUUGAGGGUGCAUUUGUCCUCUGGCAAAGAGACACUCCAAUACCAGGCUGGCUCCUGGCUUGCAUUUUAACAUGCUAAAUCCAGUGUCUGGCACCCAGGAAUUAGAAGGGGGGUCCGUGCACUCCACAAACUCAUAACUGUGUGUGUGUGUGUGUGUGUGUGUGUGUGUACACACACAGAGAGGGAUGCAUAUAUAUGUAAACCAGUGGAGACUGACCUAUGAGGAUAAAUGGGGCACUGCCCCACCAACCUCAUUUGUCCCCCAGCCAGCCCCCACUUGCCUGCCUUCAUAUUUACAACCAGACCAGCGAUAUCAACUUUCUCUUCCUUAGUCUCAGGGCUCAUCCGCACUUCUGCUCGUCUCACCGCUUUCCAUUGGGAAAACCCACUCUUUGCUGCUGAAUCGGAGCAAACAUCUGUCAGGUUUUCUGCGGAUUGACAUUUGCUCCAAUUCAGUGUCAAAGAGUGGGUUUUCCUGGGGAAAGUGGCAGGGCAAACAGAAAACCACUCAGAUCUGUGCAUAGAAAACAUAGGGCAUGCAGGAAACCUCUUGGAUUUGUGCUUUCUAUGCGCAGGACAAAUGUGGACGAGCCCUCAGUGUUGCCCUUGUAGAACUCAACAGGAAGAAGGCCAGGGACAAAACUUGAAGCUCUGCCUGUUGUUGGCUCUGGCGCCACCUGCUGUUGGGCUCCUUGUCUUCCACCCAGUGUCCACCAGCUACUACAGAAAUACAAAGCCAUCCUGAUGUGAUAACAGUGGGGGGAAAGCUUUCCCACCUGAUUCUGCUGGUCCUACAAGGUUGAUCCGGCUGCUUUGGCCUUGUGGGCAGGAGGGGUCGGUGGAGUGGAGCUGCUGGGAAUAUCAGUGGGGAAGGGCAUUUUGCUUCAGGAGGAAGCGUGUAUGUGUCCCAUGCCGGCCGGGGGGGUUCACUUUCAUCCUUGCCCUCUCCAUGCUCUCCUUCCCAGGAGGUCUGCCCCAGAUGUCGUUGUGGUCCCACUGGCCUUUGGCGACUAUAAGAACACAAGCAAGGACGUAAAUGACUACGGACCAAGAGUUGAACAUGUUUACCAGGUACAAAGAAACACAGGUUGGAACUGGAUGCACAGGGGUGUAGAGACAACACUCCAACCCACCGCACCCACUCCAAUAUUCCUCAGAUGAAAAUAGGGACAUAUUCUUCAUCAGUGUGUCCCUCGACCCUGCAUACCUCCCCUUAGCGACUGGGGCAGAGAUGCAGAUACAGUGGCUGAACAAAGCAAGCCAGAGUCAAGCGACUGUCAUGGCUGCUCUUUGGCACUCACUGUUGGCGUGCAGAGGGCCAGGAGACUAGCUGGCUAGCCCCUGCUGGGCCGUUCCCUUCCAGCUGUCCCGCUGUGAAGACUGUUAAGUUGUGGGUGAACAUAUCAGACGACACAGCGAUUCUUCAAACAGCUCUUGUUUAUUCACAGGCCAGGACAGAACUGAACUGAAGGGUUCAGUCAGCCUGCUUAUAUAGAGCUCCAGUACAAUGUAACUGUAACAAUUUUCUAAAACUAUCCAAUCACUGAAUGUCACUUUCGAUCCCUUAUAUGCAUAACUAUCUACAGUAUCCCCCUGCUGGCCCAGGGUGAGAACUUCAGUACGUAACAGGGUGAAUCCGAGGGAAGCCCACUGUCGGCUCCAUUGACUCCGCCCCCUGGCACAGCUCAAGUCCCAGCCUGCAACCCUAUUCGCCAAAGCAGGAUGCAGGCUAGGAUCCUGUUCCUGAUAAGUGGCAGGGGCUUAUACCCCCUCCACCUAUCAGGAAGGGCAUUGCAGUUUCAAUUUCCUCGUAAGGGCUCCAAUGAAGCUUCCUCUGUCCCGCAACGCCGCCCCACCCAAAGGGGUGAGCGGAUGUGCCUAAUGCAAACCGUUACAUCAGUUUUCAAAUACAAUGCAUGCAUACAUAACAUUUUAUGCACAAUAAACUUAACUUAGAUAAGACCAUCACCUCUGCUUCGACGUAAAUCAGUGACCCGGGCUUCACAGCCAGGGCACACUAUCAGCAGAUCGAACUCCGCACACAGAAUAGGCAUGAGGCUUGUGGAAGCAUACUACAACUACAGAUUUAUUAAGCAUAAAUCAGGACAAAGAAACAUGUCUCUCUCUCUCAUGUUGUCUCAGAGAAAACAGCAAAAAGCAAAAGCUAUACACAACGGAAGUUCCCAGCAAGCUGUGCUGGAAUGUAAACAGACAUGUGACACGUAACAAUCCCAUGUCUGUUCCUAAGGUGGAAUGGAAAUGUCAACACUCACAAUUCCCUGGCGCGGCCUUGCGGACAGGCCACACCCCCUAUGCCCCACUUUCUUUAGGGGAGACUGACGGACUGGGGAGUGGGGAAACAGUGAAAAACUUUCUAUGGGGCAUUCAAGUGAAUUGGAUCUUGUUUUCAUGAAAACAGGAAGUGACGCCAUAUUGAAUGGGGAGGAAGGGAGAAGGGCGGGAGGCAUAGAUCUAAGAAAUGUGUUAGAGGGAUGCACGGAUCUGAACUUCCGGUAACACGUUGAAAUGCUGUACUGAAGGGAAAAGACCCCUUUGGAAUUUGGAACGCUGUGUGAAAAAUUGAGAGGCCGUGAUGGCUUCAGGGUUUUUGUGGUGAUCCCGCUAUUUUGGGGGGGAAGUUGGAAGGCAUGCCACUGUGGAUAUGUCUGUCGUGGAAUUCUUCUCAAUUUUGAUCCAGAGCAGAUUCCAGCGUAUAGUUAGCAGAAUAAAAACUUAAACACGUUGCAGAAUUCCCACCCCCCCAAAUAAACCAGAGGUGAUUAAUAUUUCAUCCAGCAGAACUUUACUGCUGCUGAAGGCAAAUGAGCAUAAUGGUCAUACAUUCCAAUGAUCCAAUACAUUCAGGAUUGGCACUGUCCAUAAGAAAUUCAGUUGCAGCAAACUUAACUUAAACUUACAAUAACUUAUAAGUCUAAACCUCAACACUAAGCAUACUAUGUACAGAACACCACACCGGAAGGAAGAGAGAUAGAUAGAGAAAGUGAACCCAGGCUCCUUCUGGCCUAUUUUUGUAGUCAGCAUGACUUUGACAGAAAGAGAUAACAGAACCAGUUUAAGCCAGCUGCAGUCAGCUUCUCUGAAGGAACAACCCAAACAUCACGAACCUUCUGUUUGCUUCUUUCACACAGAGAAGCUUCUAGAACCCUCUUGAAUUAAUUAGAAUAGGAAAGAUCUCUACACAUCAGAUCAAGACUUUCUGUACUAAAAAUGCAAACCGACAACGUCUUCCCCAUUGCUGACCUCUCUUCCUUCCUUGUCCUUCUCUAAGUUGCAGAAUGCUGGCCCUAGCACUGUAUCUGGGGCUGAGCUUCUUGUGGAUUUCCCCAGCCACUUGCGGGAAGGCUUCCUGCUUUACAUCGCAAGGGUGAGCACGGAAGGCAAUAUCGCCUGUUCACCCACAAAUGACACCAACCCUCUGAAGGUAGGAGCAGCCUCUGGGAAGGGGAGAGCGAAGUAUGGAGGGCCUGAGAACACCUUUAUCAAAUCUUCUCCUUUUUUUUAGUUUAAAGUCCCAAAAGCUGCAACCUUUCCUUCUAGGAGAGUUGCCCCAUCCCCUUUAUCUUAUCAGUUGCCUUUUUUCCUGGUCUGCUUCUGCCUUAAUAAUAAUAAUAUAAUAAUAAUUUGCAGUGGUACUUCAGGUUAAGUACUUAAUUCAUUCCAGAGGUCCGUUCUUAACCUGAAACUGUUCUUAACCUGAAGCACCACUUUAGCUAAUGGGGCCUCCUGCUGCCGCCGCGCCAACGGAGCACGAUUUCUGUUCUCAUCCUGAAGCAAAGUUCUUAACCCGAGGUACUAUUUCUGGGUUAGCGGAGUCUGUAACCUGAAGCGUAUGUAACCUGAAGCGUAUGUAACCCGAGGUACCACUGUAUUAUUUGUACCCACCCAUCUGGCUGGGUUUCCCCAGCCACUCUGGGCGGCUUCCAACAAAGAUUAAAAAUACAUUAAAAUGUCACACAUUAAAAACGUCCCUUCAAUAUGGCUGUCUGCUUUUCACCUGAAUGCUAUUUUUUCCCUUGUAGCUGAAAGUCCAGGAGCCCACAACUGCUCCCAGCUACAAUACGACUGCCCAACCACGGCGCUUGCGUGAGAGGCGGGAUGUGAACUCAGCAGCGCUGCAGGAACCCAUUGUGGUGGUGAGACUUGUUGGGAAAUGGGAUGGACUUCAUAGUGUCAUUUAAAGCGGUUGUCACUGGAUCUGGGUUCCUAUAUCCCCGCUGCUCAUCACUCGGGCUAAUCCUCAGUUGUCCGAUCUGUAAACUUGGGAUGAGCGACUUAUUGUGCAAAAUUGUUUUGAAAACGAAUGAGGCAAGCAUUCUGCUCGUGUAGAAGCCCUCAUAUGGUAGCAGUUCAGCACAGUGUGAUUGAAACAGCUAGCUGAAAACCACCUGUGCACUCAAGAGAUCUAGGAACUUGAUUGUUUUAAAAUUUCAAUACUUAAAUGUCAUAGUUACUAAAUUUACACUUUCAACUUGAGCUGAACAAUUCUAUGGUCCCACUAUGCCAUUGGGGCACUUAUUACCAUACAUUUAAAACUCACGAGUUCCCCCAAGCAUCUUGGGAACUGUAGUUUACCCCUUAAACUAGCACCUUAAACUACAGUUCCCAGAAGUCUUCUGGGAAAAUCAUGCGCUUUAACUGUAUGGUGUGUACGCAGCCUAAGUGUGCAUAAUGUGAUGCCAGAAUAGUUUAGUCACAUGCUACACACCCUGUGGCAUCCAACAUAUGGUCUCCCUGCCAGAGGUGUCUAUAUUGCUAAUAGUUUAUGUUAGUUGGUGCAGAAUUAUCCUAUGAUCUGUCAUGGUCGAGUGGGCAGUUUUCUCCCCCUCCUUCCUCUCCAUUGAGUUUAAUGGGUGGUUUCUGGCAUGCACCACCUCUGCUGGAGGUCUGCCAGCAAUAUCUAUGGCCCUGAAUUUCCCCUGGCAGAGGCAUAUCAUUUGACAUGGGAUAGGCCAAAAAUAAGGGACGCGGGUGGCACUGUGGGUUAAACCACAGAGCCUAGGACUUUCUGAUCAGAAGGUCGGUGGUUCGAAUCCCCGCGACGGGGUGAGCUCCCGUUGCUCGGUCCCUGCUCCUGCCCACCUAGCAGUUCGAAAGCACGUCAAAGUGCAAGUAGAUAAAUAGGCACCACUCCGGCGGGAAGGUAAACGGCGUUUCCGUGCGCUGCUCUGGUUCUCAAGAAGCGGCUUAGUCAUGCUGGCCACAUGACCCGGAAGUUGUACGCCAGCUCCCUCGGCCAAUAAAGCGAGAUGAGCGCCGCAACCCCAGAGUCGGUCACGACUGGACCUCAUGGUCAGGGGUCCCUUUACCUUUACCUUUUAGGCCAAAAAUAUGAUUCAGUUCACAUUUUAAAGGCGAACCUACCUAAUUUUCCCUUUCCAAGACAACGCAUGAACUGAAGCACAACCAUCCUUUGGAAUUCCCCCUUCCCCAGAUUUUUCAGUGCAGUUCUCCAGCCAAGUAGUUUACCAAAAUACAGAGGUAAAGUGUGCAUAGAAAUGCGUAUAUAAAUGACAUACAAGCAUCCAGUAUAUUAGGGGAACUUGAUUUGUAAAUAAUAAUAAUAAUAAUAGAGAUGUAUACUAGGUCAACGUGCCUGCAAAAAAUGUGUAUAUUAGCAGAAAUUCACUUUGAAAGCUAAUGAAUUUUCAUUAAGUCUGAAACGAAUUCAAAAACUGAUGUGAAAACAUAGAAGACUGAGCAAUGAAGAAAUGGGAAACAGAGAGAAUGUCAUACCUUCACACACAUACAUACAAACACACACAUACACAUAGUUUGUAUCUGGAGGUUAGGAUUGCACCCUGUGUUUAUCCACAGGUUAUACAUCCUGCAGGCAGAAUAACUCCAUCAGUUUAAAUUAACUUAACUCUCUUGAUCCAACCUGCCUGCAGAACUGUAGUAGCCAAGACUGUGCCGUCAUCUGCUGCCAAGUGGGGACUCUGGAGAAAGGGCAAGGAGCCAUGGUGACCAUCCAUGCAGUGCUGUGGCUGCAGACUUUCCUGGAGGUAAGGAAGGAGCUUCUGUGCAAGGGAUGGGGAGGCGGAGAGUUCCCUUCCUAGAAAACAGGAUUGCCUUGAUUUUAGAAUACCCCUUCCCUGGAGAGAGGCUUGCCUGGCUCCUACAUUGCAAGCACUUUAGUGCCUUUGGGAAAUUUUAAUUGUUCUCAUUUUACACUUUGCUUUGAAAUAUUCUAUUUGUUCUCACUUUACACUUUGCUUUGAAAUAUUCUAUUUGUUUUGGGGGGGGCAUGUUUUUAAUAUAUAUGUAUAUAUGUGUGUAUCUAUAUAUCUAUAUCUAUAUCUAUAUCUAUAUCUAUAUCUAUAUCUAUAUCUAUAUCUAUAUAUCUAUAUCUAUCUAUCUAUCUAUCUAUCUAUCUAUCUAUCUAUAUCAGUGCACAACUUCCUGUAAUCCAGACAAGAUGAAGGGUAGCAUACAUUUUUACAAGAUCACAAGAUGCAGUUAUGAUGAAGAAGUGGCAAACAGUUUGUGAUUUAUUUAUUUGUUUAUAUGGCACCAUCCAUAUGAAUGGUGCUUGCUUGCUUGCUUGCUUGCUUUAUUUAAUGUCUAUACAGCUUUAUAUUUUUAAUAAAAACCUCAAAGUGGUUUACAGCAUAUUAAAUCAAUAAAUCAAUAAAACAUUAGCCAAGCGAUGUUCCUCCGCCCUCUUGAGGAGCUUCUCCAGUGGGGCUGGUGAGUGUGGGGCCUGCCCCCUAGACCAGGUGGAAAGGGCCUUGCAGGGAGCUGCCCUCACGCGUCACAGCUGGGCGAUGUUCCUCCGGCCUCAAGGGCCCCUUGCCCCGAGGAACUUCUAAUCUAACAUUCUUCACAGAGGAAACAAGACAUGAAGGGGAAGGGGAGCCAAGGAUACACAGGGAACGAUGAUGUGAUUGUUUCAGUGAUUCAGUGGACGCUUGGGUUGCGAACAUGAUCCGUGCGGGAUCACGUUCGCAACCCGCAGCGUUCGCAACCUGCAGCGGCGCGUCUGCGCACGUGAGGGUUACGAUUCGGCAUUUCAGCGCAUGCGCAAAGCGUGAUUUAGCGCUUCAGCACAUGCACAACCACCAAAACCCGGAAGUAACCUGUUCCGGUACUUCCAGGUUUCGGCGGUCCAUAACCCGAAAAAACGCAACUUGAAGCGUCUGUAACCCGAGGUAUGACUGUAAAGUACUUAGGCUGAGUUACAGCAGGGCAUGGUAACUGGAGAGAGGAGCCAAAGAUUUCGUGACCAAAGGUGGAUCUGGAGGAGGGAUUUGAAGAAAGUAAGAGAGGUAGUCUGUGGCAACAUUCACUCUGUACGUUUAAAGUGCUAUGAUACCGCUUUAAACAGUCACGGCUUCCCCCAAAGAAUUAUGGGAGCUGUAGUUGUCAGUUUGCAUUUCUUAGUACAGAAAGUAUUGAUCUGAUGUGUAGAGAUCUUUUCUGUUCUGCUUAGUUCAGGAGGGUUCUGGAAGGUUUCUUUCCAUGUGAAAGAAACAGGCAGAAGAUUUCUGAUGUUUGGGUUAUUCCUUCAGAGAAGCUGAGUACAGCUGGUUUAAAUUGGUUCUGUGAUCUUUCUGUCCAGGUCCUGCUGACUAUAAUAGUCAGGCCAGAAGGAGCCGGGGUUUCACUUGCUUUCUCUUUCUAGCUCUUCGUUCUGGUGUGGUGUUCUGUUCUGUAUGCUAUAGUGUUGAGGUUUAGUACUAUUAUAAGUUGUUGUUAGUUUAAGAUAAGUCUUCUGCAACUGGGUCUUUUAUGGACUGUGCCAAUCCUGAAUGUAUUGGAUUUGUGUCCAAUAUGCUCAUUUUCCUUCAGUAGCAGUAAAGCUCUGCUGGAUGAAAUAUUAAUUGCCUCUGGUCUAUUUUUGGGAACUCUGCAACGUGUUUAAGUUUUUCCUCCACAUGCGGCGCAUCAGUCGUUUGUGCCCCCCACCCCCCGUGCUAUAAUUUUCAGAGUUCUCUAUGGAGAGGGAUUGACUGUUAAAUCACUCUGGGAACUGUACCCUUGUGAGUGGAACAGGGAUCUCCUUACAACUCUCAGCACCCUUAACAAACUAGGAUUAUCUAAGGGAAACUGUGGUUGUUUAAAGUGGUAUCAUAAUAAUAAUAAUAAUAAUAAUAAUAAUAAUAAUAAUACCCCAGCCAAGACCGGGCUCAGGGCGGCUAACACCCAAUAUAAAACAAUUGAUGGAAAUACAACUUAAAAAACAAGAUUAAAAUACAACAUUAAAACAUUAAAACGCAGCCUCCUUUCAGUGGAAACUCAAAUCAAAAACUUUUUGGGGGAUAAAAUGUGGCCUGGGUGUCACGGUUGAGCAAGGAAAGAAGUCUAGAAUAAACCCCUUCAUCUAGCAAGCAUAGUCUGAGUCCAGGUUCUUAUUUAUAAGAGUUGUAGACCUCUAGACACCACCACCACCCAACCCGGAAGCCGGCGCCAUUUGGGGGCGCCAAGUUUUGGCCUCGCACAGGGCAUUUCGAAAGGUCACCAAAGCUCGCCCCUGAUGGCAGGUCCAUAAUAAGGGCUCAGGUAAUCCAUGAUGGUCUCUUCUACCACAGCACCCCAUGAAGGAGCAACUCCUCAUCCAGUCUCAGGCCCGAUUCAACACUUCAGGGAUGCCCUACCGCAUUCAGCCGGAAGUUCUGCCAAGUGGAUCCUCUCUGGUACGUCAGUGAAUCGGUGCAGCCGAAACUCAGCUUUGCAUAAGAACAUCAGGCCUGCUGGAUCAGGGCCAAUGGUCCCUCUAGACCGGCAUCCUGUUCUCAAGCAGGACCUGAGCACAAGAGCACUUUCCCCUUUUGUGGUUUUCUGUGGCUCAAGAAUAGAUUACCGUAAAGGGACCCCUGACCAUUAGGUCCAGUCGUGGCCGACUCCGGGGUUGCGGCACUCAUCUCGCUUUAUUGGCCGAGGGAGCCGGCGUACAGCUUCCGGGUCAUGUGGCCAGCAUGACGAAGCCGAUUCUGGUGAACCAGAGCAGCGCAUGGAAAUGCCGUUUACCUUCCCACUGGAGUGGUACCUAUUUAUCUACUUGCACUUUGACGUGCUUUUGAGCUGCUAGGUUGGCAGAAGCAGGGACUGAGCAACGGGAGCUCACCCUGUCACGGGGAUUCAAACCACCGACCUUCUGAAUGGCAAGCCCAAGAGGCUCUGUGGUUUAACCCAUAGCGCCACCCGCUCAAGAAUAUUUCAGCUUAUUGAGAUGAACAGGGCCUCAUUGAUGUUUUAACUCAGGUGUACCCAGGAAGCAAAAAUAGGGACAAUGAUUCACCAGGGACAAGGAGCAGAAGACUGUGUCUGUCCGUCCUACCUAGGGUAGUUGAAGUAUAGGAACAUGAGUGUACCGUAUAUUAUGGGUUUUGGCAAGUCAUAAAGCCAAGUGGGUUGUGUGUGAGGUGGAUCCAUGGGGCUCACUAUCUGGGAUUGCCCGCUUAUGGUUUCUGAAAAUACCUGGUCAUUUGGUGAAGUCAGGGGCUAGAGCCUGAUGGGUUUUUUUUGGUGGAACAGAGGUGAGACUCCCACAAGAAUUCUAAGGUCUCAAAAAUAGAAUUAAUGUUCAUGAAUGCACAAGGUAAACACACAUGGAUAAGUAUACAAACCACAUGCCUGAAAUAGUACAGGAGAGCAAUCCUGAAGCCAUCUUGACUUGUAUGUAUGAUGAAUUUUGGGGUUAAGGGGUUGGGCAAUUUCAAAAGUCUUUAAAGGGGCUUGCAGACUUCUGCAAGGGGAGGGGAACUCGGUUGCAACAGAAAAUAAAGAUCUUCCUUGUUUUCACUGGAUCUUAAGGUAAAGCUAAAGGGACCCCUGACCAUUAGGUUCAGUCGUGGCCGACUCUGGGGUUGCGGCGCUCAUCUCGCUUUAUUGGCCGAGGGAGCCGGCAUACAGCUUCCGGGUCAUGUGGCCAGCAUGACUAAGCCACUUUUGGCGAACCAGAGCAGCGCAUGGAAAUGCCGUUUACCUUCCCGCCGGAGCGGUACCUAUUUAUCUACUUGCACUGGUGUGCGUUCGAACUGCUAGGUUGGCAGGAGCAGGGACCGAGCAACGGGAGCUCACCCCGUCGCAGGGAUUCGAACCGCUGACCUUCUGAUCGGCAAGUCCUAGGGUCUGUGGUUUAACCCACAGUGCCACCCGCGUCCCUUCACUGGAUCUUACCUGCAUCCAAAAUGGGCUCAAAAUGCUAGUUAAAUUUGCAAAGUACCCAGUUCCAAACUUUAAGGCCGAAGCCUGAAUGGCAGUUAAAUAACUGGUGUUUGCCAACCCUACAAGAAUCACCUGAAUCUGCCCAAGGUAGAGGAGCUCAUCCAUUUUGUUAUCUGCGCUGGGGAUAAAAGACUUACUUGGGCAUGAAAACCCCUCCAUUAUUUCAAUUGCAUCAGGGAGACGAGGGUUCAGCUCACAUUGGCUUUCUCUUUCCUAUCCCUCCCCCCUGCCCCACCCAGACUAAGACACUGGUGGAGUGGGUGGACCCGGCUGCCGAGAGGGAUAUUCCUGUGUGGUGGAUCAUAGCAGCUAUAGUGGUCGGACUUUUCCUCCUUGCAAUCUUCAUUAUUGUUCUUUGGAAGGUAAGCAAAACCUCGGAGCGGGCAAUUCUGGGCCUAGACGCAAAGUGGACCAACCACAUGGGAUGCCAAUAUUCCAGUGGUUUUGGCUUUAGCUGGGGCUUAACAAAAAUAGGAGCACCUCCGGCCCCUGCAGAAAAUGAGCCUUCAUGGGAGGUCCGAUGUCACAAUAACUAACAUGCCUCAUUGGGGAGGCAGUGGUAUAUAGAAUUAUAGAAUUAUAAACUGGAAGCGACUUCCAAGUGUCUAGUCCAACCCCCUGCAAUGCAGGAAUCUCAACUAAAACUUCCAUGAGAGUUAAUAAUAAUAAUAAUAAUAAUAAUAAUAAUAAUAAUAACAACUUUUAUUUAUACCCUGCCCUCCCCAGCCAAGACCGGGCUCAGGGCGGCUAACACCAGGUAUAAAAACAAUUGAUUAAAAUACAACUUAAAAACAAUAUUAAAGUACAACAUUAAAAUGCAGCCUCAUUUUUAGUAGAAACUCAAAUCAAAAACUUUUGGGGGAUGAAAACGUCAAAUCUUCACCAAGGCCAACUAUCAAGACUGGUCCUACGUGGGCCGGAAAAAAGCCAGGGAAGUCCCCAAAUAGGAGUUGUUGUUGUUGUUGUUGUUGUUGUUGUUGUUGUUUUGAUCAGAUCAGCCAACCCCAGCAUACUUCUGAGUGCCUUAUGUGUUUAUUUUGAGAACAGCAGCCCAAUCAAGGCUUUCACCAGUUCAAAGAAGCCUAUUUCUUUUUUUUUUUAAUAGACAGGCUUUUUCAAGAGGAAGCGACCACCCACAGAGGAAGAGGAACAAUUGUCCCAAUGACCCUGGGGCAAAAACAUCUGGGAAGGAGCAGUAGUGGGUGAUCCUCACACAAACACAUGCCCGCCAAUGUGAUCUCAUUUCUGCCUGGAUCCAUCCCUCCCUGUUCCCAAGGAGAUGUCAGCUAGACCUUUUUCUGAGACCCCCCCUUCUUUGCUCUGCAAUUUAAUACCCUUCCUCAGCUAUACUUCUGCACGCAUCCCAUUCUCUUGCUAAAUAGAUGCCCGCAGUAGGCAGUAUCCACAUUCAUGGUUAGCGCCACAGAAGAGUGAUUCCUUCACCCUUAAAAACAAGGUCCUGACUGGAAGACACGGGCCGUCUGUGAAAUUAAAAACAAAACAAAAGCUCACAAAUUCUUAAGUGGAAAAAAUAGGGCUUGGAGAAACAAGUAGGGAGGAAAAAAACCCAGUAUUCUUUUUAAAAGUGCAGAAUUAAUUCCAUUAAUAUACAUAAAGGUAAAGGGACCCCUAACCAUUAGGUCCAGUCGUGACCGACUCUGGGGUUGCGGUGCUCAUCUCGCUUUACUGGCCGCAGGAGCCGCGUACAGCUUCCGGGUCAUGUGGCCAGCAUGACGAAGCCACUUCUGGCGAACCAGAGCAGCGCACGGGAACACCGUUUACCUUCCUGCUGGAGCGGUACCUAUUUAUCUACUUGCACUGGUGUGCGUUCGAACUGCUAGGUUGGCAGGAGCAGGGACUGAGCAACGGGGGCUCACCCCGUCGUGGGGAUUCGAACCGCCGACCUUCUGAUCAGCAAGUCCUAGGCUCUGUGGUUUAACCCACAGCGCCCCCCGCAUCCCUAUUAAUAUACAUAAAACAUGCCAAAUAGACUUGAUGCAUCAUGAAAGCAGUCAGAAGAAGAAUGCCAUUGCCAACUAUACUCUGUUCAGAAUUUGGUACUGUAAAUUAUAGUUGGGCUUGUCCAUUCCACUCAUCAUGUGCCACAUUUCCUUCUCAUUCUACGAGGGGCUGGUCCGUUCAGUUGCUUCAGAGUUAUUCUUUAGGAAUGAAUCUUAACAGGUGUGGAAACUCUCCUAGAGAUGAUUGGUAGACUCCAUAUGAUCAAGGAGCAGUGCCCAUUCCUGAUCAAUGCCCCGUCAGCUCCCCAGUUGUGACCAUUUCCUCCAAGACACAAAGAUGAUCUUGGAAUUGUCCCUCUUGCACUAGCAACGUUGCCUUUCAUCUCCUCUUUGUGGCUUCAAACAAGUCCAAAUCUUCAGCAGGAGAGGAGAACCAUUUUGGACUGAUUCCCAAAGUUGGGGAGCUGGAGGGGCAGUAAAGGCUGCUGGUGCUUCUAUUUUUCCAUGCAGUGCCACACCCUGGGAUCUGCUGAGCUCAUACGGAGGCAAAUGAAGGCAUGGGACAUAAUACAUUGAGUGUAAAAUGCAUUUUGCUGUUUAAUAAACGAAAGACACCAUUUAA